GUGUGAACAAAGCUGGUCCUGUCUCCUGGUGACGCCUAGCUCUGGGUUGACAUCCGGUACAGAGAGAGAGAGCGAGACGCACAGCUGGCGCAUGACGUCAGUGGGCGGGGCUGUCAUGGCGGCUGGGCUGACAGCUGAGGAGCCGCUGCGGUGCCGGUGAAUAGCGCCGAGUGUCCCCGGUGUCAUGGAGGGUGCCUGCCCGGUACCCGGAGCCGCCGAGCCGCAGCCUGUGUGCGGGGACAGUGCCAGCCUCCCGGGGGCGGAGGAGGGGAUGGAGGGCGGACCGAGCAGCCCGGCUCCCUGCUCCGUCACCCCCGAGGAGCCCAGCAGCAGCAGCGGGCAGAGCCCGGCCGGGGGGCCGCACAGCCUGGACUCGCUGGAGUCCUUCUCCAACCUGCUCUCCUGCCCCAGCUCGGACCUGAACAGCGAGGGGCCGGAGGACAGGCUCCCGGGCCUGGCGGCGGCCGAGGAGGAGGAGGAGGAGGGCGGGCUGGCGGCCAGGGAGAGAUUCCCCGGACAGUCCGUCUAUCACAUCAAAUGGAUCCGCUGGAAGGAGCAGAGCACGCCCAUAGUCACCCAGAACGAGAACGGGCCCUGCCCAUUGCUGGCCAUCAUGAACGUGCUGCUCCUGGCAUGGAAGGUAUCUGAUCACAACCAAAUCCCGGCACCCUCAACCACUGGCCCUCCCAGAUCCCGGCACCCUCAGCCACUGGCCCUCCCAGAUCCCGGCACCCUCAGCCACUGGCCCUCCCAGAUCCCGGCACCCUCAGCCGCUGGCCCUCCCAGAUCCCGGCACCCCCAGCCAGCCCCUGGCCCUCCCAGAUCCCGGCACCCCCAGCCACUGGCCUUCCCAGAUCCCGGCACCCUCAGCCACUGGCCCUCCCAGAUCCUGGCACCCUCAGCCACUGGCCCUCCCAGAUCCUGGCCAGCCACUGGCCCUCCCAGAUCCCGGCACCCUCAGCCACUGGCCCUCCCAGAUCCUGGCACUCUCAACCACUGGCCCUCCGAACCGCCGGGCAAUGUAGCCACUGGCCUUCCCAGAUCCCGGCACCCUCAGCCACUGGCUCCUCCCAGAUCCCGGCACCCUCAGCCGCUGGCCCUCCCAGAUCCCGGCACCCCCAGCCACUGGCCCUCCCAGAUCCCGGCACCCUCAGCCGCUGGCCCUCCCAGAUCCCGGCACCCUCAGCCCAGACCCCGGCACCCUCAGCCAGACCCCGGCACCCUCAGCCAGCCGGCCCUCCCAGCCCUCCCAGACCCCGGCACCCCCAGCCAGCCCUCCCAGACCUCACCCCCACCACUGGCCCUCCCAGAUCCCGGCACCCUCAGCCACUGGCCCUCCCAGAUCCCGGCACCCUCAGCCACUGGCCCUCCCAGAUCCCGGCACCCUCAGCCAGCCCUUGGCGCUCCCAAAUCCCGGCAGAUGAUGUAAAAACAGUGCUAGAAAAUAUAAUUAAAUCUCUUGUUUGGGUACCACAUCCCUGUUGUUGACAAACUCACCCCGUACACUUUUUUCGCACCUGUACUAUUUACUGACAGCAUGCAUUGUGAGUAACAUAUGUUUCCAAUUCUUACAGUGCUCAGUGGUGACGUAAUGGCAGUUAGUCUGAUUUAGACAAUCACAGUGUUCGUAUUCUAGAUCCAAUUAGUGCCAAAUAUAAAUACAAGAUUGUAGUAGCUAUUAAAACAGCCUUUUGUCAAGUUUUUCUCUUCUACUGGAAAAGUGCAGUGUAAUUUAUUUUUUUCUUUUGUUGAUGCUCUCCUAGUAUAUUGAGCUAGUUGUUCACUAGACAUCAAAGUAAUACAGUAAAGACUGCAUUAUUUUAUUAUUUGUAUUGACAUUGUGAGGACUAAUGAUGUGUAUUAAAAAAAAACUAAACACUUGUCUGCCAUGGAGAGGUUGCCAAACUACAUAUUACAGGAACACUACAAACUCCGUACUGUACGGCAUAUUGCCAGGAGUGUCCUUGUGCCACCUCCUUGGAAGUAGUCUGACUGUUUUUGAAAACUUUGACUUCUAACCUCUGGAUUACUGUAGGAUCUGGUAGACUUAGAGUUGUGGAUAAAAGGCAUAUUGCACAGUCUGUUGCUCUUCAUAAUUCAUUUUCUGCACUUUCAGAGUGAGUGUAAUGAGGCAAGUGGUGUUGUGGAGAGAGGCACUGAGGCAAGUGGUGUUGUGGAGAGAGGCACUGAGGCAAGUGGUGUUGUGGAGAGAGGCACUGAGGCAAGUGGUGUUGUGGAGAGAGGCACUGAGGCUAGUGGUGUUGUGGAGAGAGGCACUGAGGCUAGUGGUGUUGUGGAGAGAGGCACUGAGGCUAGUGGUGUUGUGGAGAGAGGCACUGAGGCUAGUGGUGUUGUGGAGAGAGGCACUGAGGCUAUGGUGAGGCCUAACAGAAAACAGUUGUUGUUGGGGGAUUCCAUUAUAAGAGGUGUGGAGAUGGACAAUGGUGGUCUUGUGAGGUGUCUUCCCGGAGCUACUGCUCACAGAGACAGGAGACGUAUCUGUAAUAUUGUUAAGCAAGCAAAGCAGGAAGGGGAAUUGGAUGUACUUGUUCAUCUAGGGACAAAUGACUUGGCUUGCAAUGAGGUAUGAGGUUUGAGGUUAAGGAAGUUUUUAGUGUUUUUGCCAAUGAUAUACGGCAGGUUGCUUCCACACUGUCAUUCUCUGAAGUUCUGCCUGUGCAUAACACUCAGAACGACAGGCGGAUGCGUAUUAGGGACUUUAAUUUGUGGCUUGGUGAAUGGUGUCGGGAGCAAGGAUUUGACUUUAUUUCUCAUGGUAGCUCUGUUUGGAAUGGAGAUAAGCUGUACAAAAAAGAUGGUUUGCAUCUUUCUCAAAAGGGAACAAAUGUUCUCAGUGAGCAGUUCAGAGGUUUUGCUAGGAUGUAUUUAAACUAGGAGGGGGGGGCAAAAGGGUGAUAAAACAUCAAUCCAAUUGUCCCCCAAAACAAGGACAGAAGGUGCCUGUAGCAAGUGUGUUAAAAAUGAUAAGCUUAGAGUCAUGUCUACAAAUGCUCGCAGUUUAGGGAAUAAGAUUCAUGAACUUGUGGCAAUAAUGGCAACUGAUAGUGUAGAUUUAGUCGCUGUUACUGAGACAUGGUACAAUGAGAAAAAUGACUGGGACAUAGCAAUACCAGGGUACUCUUUAUAUAGGAAAGAUAGGGAAGGCAAGAAAGGGGAAGGGGUGGCCUUGUAUGUGAAGGAUAGCAUAAAAUCUAGCCUAAUAAAAGUUAGUGAGGCAAAUAUAGAGUCCGUUUGGGUUACAUUAGAAUUUGGUAAUCACACAGUAACUCGUGUAGGUGUGAUUUAUAGGCCCCCAGGACAAAUUGAAGAGUUAGAUAAUCUACUAGUUGAGGAAAUAGCUAAAAUGACAAUGAAGGGGGAAGUUAUCAUCAUGGGUGACUUUAAUCUUCCUGAUGUAAAUUGGAAAACAAAAUUAGCUACUUGUGCCAGGAGCACACAUAUUCUAAACUCCCUACUGGGAUUGUCUCUAAAACAAGUUGUUGAGGAGCCAACUCGUAAAGAGGCCAUACUAGAUUUAGUGUUAACAAAUGGAAAUUUGGUAUCAGAUAUUACUGUAGGUGAAAUUUUAGGAUCCAGUGAUCAUCAGUCAGUGUGGUUUAAUAUAAGAGUCACACCACACAAAAACAAAAGUUUUAGACUUUAGAAAAACAGACUUUUCUAAAAUUAGAAUAUGGGUAGAGAAGUCAUUAUUAGACUGGAGCAAUUUAAAUGGAGUCCAAGAGAAAUGGGAUUAUUUAAAAGUUGCACUAUUGAAGGCAACAGAAAAUUGCAUUAGGCUUGUCAGUAAAAGCAAAAAAUUCAAGAAACCACUGUGGUACUCCAUAGAUGUGGCCAAAAUAGUUAAAAACAAAAAGUUAGCAUUUAGGAAUUAUAACAAAACCCAGAGUGAGCAAGACAAAUUGAUCUAUAAGAUUAGGCAGAAAGAGUCUAAGCAAGUUAUAAGAGCUUCCAAAUCACACACAGAAGAGAAAAUAGCACAGUCAGUAAAAAAGGGGGAUAAAACAUUUUUUAGAUACAUAAAUGAGAAAAGAAAAGUAAAACAAGGAUUAGUUAGAUUAAAAACAAAAGAAGGAAGGUAUGUAGAAGAGGAUAAAUGUCUAGCUGACUGCCUCAAUGAAUAUUUUUGUUCUGUAUUUACAGAUGAAAAUGAAGGAAAGGGACCUCAGUUGAGAAAAAGGAUAAAUGAGUAAUUUAUUAUACGUGAGUUUACAGAGGAAGAGGUUCUAUUUCAACUGUCAAAAGUAAAGACAAAUAAGUCAAUGUGACCUGAUGGAAUACACCCAAAGCUAUUAAAAGAGCUUAGUGGUGUACUAGCAGAACCAUUAACAGAUUUAUUUAACCAAUCAUUGUUAAAAGGAGUAGUCCUAGAAGAUUGGAAGUUAGCGAAUGUUGUGCCCAUUUACAAGAAAGGUAAUAGGGAGGAGUCGGGCAUCUAUAGGCCAGUAAGCCUUAUUUCAGUAGUGGGGAAAGUGAUGGAAACCAUGUGAAAGGAUAGGAUUGAUGAACAUCUAAAAACACAUGGAUUUCAAGAUCAGAGACAACAUGGGUUUACUUCAGGGAGAUCAUGCCAAACUAAUCUUAUUGAUUUUUUGAUUGGGUAACUAAAAUAAUAGAUCAGGGUGGUGCAGUAGACAUUGCUUACCUAGAUUUCAGUAAGGCUUUUGACACUGUUGCACAUAGAAGGCUUAUCAAUAAACUGCAAUAUUUAAGUUUGGAUUCCAAUAUUUUUUUCUUCAAUGUGACAUUUUUUUAUUUUGUUGAUUUUCAAGAACACGGAGUACAGAAGGAGGUGGAGUAAGGUACAUACCUAGUUGUUUUUUUUUGUGUGUCAUUCUUGAUACAUAGUACCUUGAGCUACCUCCCACAGCAUGUUUCGUGAUCUUGCAACCCAGUAGAAAGUGUAUUGAGACAGACCGUAUCUGAGUGUGAGGUUACAGCAAUGACAAAGUUUUGUUGUGCUAUUUCCCUCUAACGUCCAUAUACAAGUUUGAGCUCCUGGGUGCAUGUAGGUGGGGCCACUCAUGGGCGGUGUGAGGUAGACUAGCUGUUUGUUUGGGGCUCGGCCCUGCUGUAUUAUUGGGUGUGUGUGCUUGGAGAAGGGGGCAAGUGGUUCCAUGUGGAACCACUAGUCCCCUUAGUCUUUAGGGUAGGAGGGAGUGUUAGUUGAUGCGGUGGAGGUCAUAUCCUCAUUCAACUCGGUGUUGAGUGUAGUGCCCCAGAAAAGUUGUAUUUGGGUGCAGGUCGAGAUUUCUGCUGCUCCAUUUGGCAAGUCUUGGGCAUUGUUGGGGAGUUAGUGAAGGGGGAGAUGCACCUGAAACAUAACGGGGGUGCUUUGAGGUGAGUCGCGAGGUAGGAACCGGGAGACUGCAGCAUUUAAAAAAAAAAAAGUGUUUAUUUUUUUCCCUCUUACUCCCGUUGUGUGGUAUUGAGGGUUUGCUGGAAUUCUUUCCAAAUUCCAUGUUCUGUAUGGCUCAUCUUUCCUAUUUUUGCCUGGUUCCACAUCAGCACUUCAUAGUCCAGUGUGGUUGUCACCAAGGUUAUUAUUUCUUUGGAGGUGGGCAAGGAUGGGGUUUUCCAAUAUUUAGCUAUGAGUGUGGGCACUGUAUUCAGUAUGAUAUAUAUUAGUUUUAAUGUGGUCCUGGGCAUGCCUUCAGGGAAUAGUUUGAGUAGGAAUGCUUCCGGUGUAUGGUAUAGAGCGUAUCCUGUUGCUUCUUUAAUUAACUCUGCUAUUUCAGUCCACAGCAUUUGUACUCUACUACAGGCCCAAGAAAUAUGGAGCAUUAUUCCCCUUUGUACUUGACACCUACAGCAGGGAUCGUUCACUGCAGGAUAGAUUUUGUGUAGACGUGUGGGGACCAUGUACCAGUGGUACAAUAGUUUACGGGAUGUCUCCAGGUGUGACGCACACAAUGCUAAACCUGUAUGUGCCUUAAAUAUUUUUCCCCAUUCUUUAUCUGUUAGUGUGUGUUCGAUAUCUUCCUGCCAAGCAGUCACGAACUUCCAUGUUGUAUUCUCCUGACUUGAUUUGUUUAACAUGUUAAUGUUUUUUGUGUCCGGUGUGACUGAACGCACAUCUGUUUAAAAGUGGUUAGUGCUGUGGUUGUGUUUGGUGUUGUGGACUGCAAGUCGUUUGUAACUAUGAGCGCUUUUAGUUGUAGGUAUGAGAAUGUGAGUCUGGUUGGGAGUGAGUAUUCUGCUUUGAACUCUGGGAAGUGGCGGAGGCUGUGUUUGUUGUAUAGAUGGUGUAGAUAGGAGAGACCCUGCUGCUACCAAGAGCUAUAGGGGAACGUUUUGUGAUGGUCCUAUUUCUAAACAUUAAAGGACACUUUCACACUGGGAAAAUAAAAUUUGUAGAUAUACCCCCAAUGAUUACAUUUAUUAUGCAUGCAGGUUUUGGGGGUAUAUUGUAAAAGAGCUUGCAAAAGCUGCAGUUCUAAUGACUCAAACGUUUGCAAGCACCCCCUUUUCCCCUGGAAGACACUUUUAGUCUCUUCACUGGGAAAUAGCCAGUCAAUCUUUUCAGUGAGAAGCCUCUGAAUCUGUGCGCACAGAUUAAAUGGGAAUUUUAUUUAUUUUGAAAAGAAUUGUAUUAGCAACAAUGUUUUUGUGUGUGCAAAGUUUUAAAAUGUAUAUUCUUGGUGGACUACAUGUUGUUGUUGUUAUUGUAAGCAAAUGGAGUGUUUGGGAUACUUAAUUUGCAACUACCAUAUGUGAUAAUGAUGCUCAUGCGCACUCGCACAUCUGGUCUGGGGUAUGUGGAGGAGUUGGGUGAGCUGAGAUCUGAAUUGGAGAAGGCAUGUGCGCCUCACUUUUAUUAGCUUAGUGGCGUUAACCUGGAGAUGGAAGUGACUCUCUCCAACCGAUUGAUACACAGUGGAACCUUGGAACUCAAACCUAAUCUGUUCUCAAAAGGCUGUUUGAAAACCAAAUCAAAAUUUUCCAUAAGAAUGAAUGUAAAUUAGAUUAAUUUGUUCCAGACCGACAAAAUUACAGCAUUUUUACACAAAUUUUACAGUUUAAUACCUUACAUGCAUAAGAUCAUACAGACAACCAAUAAACACAAUGUAAAUGAAAUUAAAAUUUAACUUAACUUUACCUGUCUGCUCUGUUUGUUGACCGAAUGGAGCCGUUUUCUGACAGAAUGGCGUUCCGUUCGCUUUGUCUAGUGCUAGGAGGCCGAUGCCUCAUACCGACGAGGUACCAACGCGAUACAUGCUGUGUGAUUUUGUUCUAAUACAGAGUUUUGUUCAGGUACCGAGACACAUUUUUCUCAAAUUUUUUGUUUGAAUAACGAAUUGUUUGCGUAAGGGAGCGUUCAGAGGUUCCACUGUAUAAUAAAAAAUAGGGAUUUACCUUUACCUCAUUUUGACAAUUUAAUCAAAAGAUAAUAGUCUCACUAUUUCAAUAUGAGGGGUAGAAAAGUGCUAUUGCCAGUAAAGCUGACCAUUACCUCGCUGUGCUGUAGUGGUUGUGGUGCUUAGAAUGGCACUCAUUUUGUUUUUGGUGACCUUUUAGUAGUUUUAUAUUUGUCUUUUAUUAUCAUUUGCUUUUAUAACCCAUGCUGUUUUUAGUCAUUUCUUGAAUCAAGAGAUUAUUUUGUAGACGUAAUUGUUGUAUCUCUUAUUAAAAUAUCUAGGCCAAUAAACACUAUAAAAAGCAGCUUGCUAUGAAUGCUGCCUAUGAUUAAACCCCAUACUUGUUUGUUCCGUUUUUUUCCAUAAUGGGUAAUAUUAGUAAAUGAUCAGCUCCUGUUCAUGUUGUUAAUUUGGUCAGUGCUGUUGAAUAUGGAUCUGAAAUUACAUUGGCAUGCCGAGAGUUGGAACUAUUUGGCAUUCACUUACUUGAAAUCACACAGGAUAUUUAAAUAUUUGUGGCUAACAUUGCUGUAAGGCAACCAAAGUAAUUUCUGAUUAGAUGACUUUUUUUUUUUUUUUUAAAGGAAAUUUUGUUUAUUUUAAAAGAAAUUGUAUUAGCAACAAUGUUUGUGUGUGUGUGCAAAGUAUAUUCUCGGCAGACUACAUGUUGUUGUUAACAACAAUGGAGUGUUUGGGAUAAUUAAUUUGCAACGGCCAUAUGUGAUCUGAUAUUAAAUUUUGUUAAUGCAUCCUUCUGACUAGAAAGGUCCAUUGUUUCUGUCCCUUUGGCCAAAAAUUAUGUUCUAUAGUACAGGAGAUCCUGGUCUCACACCAGGGUUAAAUAUUUUACAUUGCAUGACCUAGCUAAAGAGUGCAUUUUUAUAGCUGCUGCCAGUCACAAAAUCACUUUUAAAACACUUUUUAUGCCCGUUUACAUCGAAAUCUACACAAUUCAGUGUCCAUGUGAUUUGACAUUAAAGGACCACUCUAGGCACCCAGACCACUUCAGCUUAAUGAGGUGGUCUGGGUGCCUGGUCCAGCUAGGGUUAACCCAUUUUUUCAUAAACAUAGCAGUUUCAGAGAAACUGCUAUGUUUAUGAAUGGGUUAAGCCUUCCCCUAUUUCCUCUAGCGGCUGUCUCAUUGACAGUCGCUAGAGGCGCUUGCGUGCUUCUCACUGUGAUUUUCACAGUGAGAGCACGCCAGCGUCCAUAGGAAAGCAUUGAUAAUGCUUUCCUAUGUGACCGGCUGAAUGCGCGCGCAGCUCUUGCCGCGCGUGCGCAUUCAGCCCAGGAGGAGGAACGGAGGAGGAUCGGAGGAGGAGAGCUCCCCGCCCAGUGCUGGAAAAAGGUAAGUUUUAACCCCUUUCCCCCUUCCAGAGCCGGGUGGGGGCACCCUCAGGGCACUAUAGUGCCAGGAAAACUAGUAUUUUUUCCUGGCACUAUAGUGGUCCUUUAAAACAUAAACAAACCAGCAGGCUUAUAAGAACACUCCAAACACCAUAGCUGUAGAAGACGACUGGAUCUCAGGUAUGUUGUCAAACUAUUCAGACAGUUUGAUUACUUACACUGAGACAGUGCUACGAAACCCCUGACACCAAAACCACUACCGUGCGCUUUAGUGGUUGUUAUUUGGAGUGUUCCUUUAAAAAAGAAAAUCAUGGAAUUGAGAUUUUUUUUGUUUAACGAAAUGUGAUCUAAAUUUUUUACUCCUCAAAGUAGCCACCUUUGGCAGAUGUAACAGCCAAGCAAAUUACAUUCUUUCUAAAAUAGAAAUGAAAUAUUGUAUGGAAAGUUUAUUCACAAUAUUGUUUCAAAUGUGUUUGUGAGUUGCAUUGUUUUCACACUUUUAUCUGAUCUGUAAACAUGCAACUUGAUUUCUUUUCUUCAUAAAUUAAAGUGAUUAUUUCUUUGAUUAUUGUUAAGCUGUGCUUGAAGCUGUUCUGUGAGCCACCCAUCGCGACAGCUGCUGAGUCCCAGUUACUUCCUGUGUAGUGGUAAUGAUGCAAAGUGUGCCCUGGCAUCCUUUCCCAGUAAUGGAGUCCCACUAAGCGCCAAAUCUUCUAUGCCGGCAGGAUGUUGAUCCUGCCGACUAUUCAUGGGCUGAAAGAAUUUGAUAACCUUAACUUGUUUCUUUAAACUAUGGCACUGUACUGCUUACUUAUGUAACAUUCCAUGUUAUUUACUGUACUUUAACUGCUCCGGUUUCAAUAAAAACUGGGAAAAUUAAGGCUAGCUAAAACCUUUGAUUAGUAAUGUAUAUAAAACUAGGCUAGCCAACAAUUUACAGUAGAUCUGAUUUUAUUAUAUUUUUAGCUUGCCCAAAGUUUGUCACACUAUAUCUAUGAAGCCUCUAGGUUGUGUUUUUGAAUGUAUUUAUUUUUACAUUUUAUUUAGCUUUUAUUAUGUAGAAUUCUACAGCAUAGUACAUAUAUAACUAAGGAAAGCGUUCUAUAGGCACUGCACACUUUUUAUUGUAAAACAAUACAACUAUAAGAGCAACAUAACAGAACCUUCAAAGUGCUUGUAACGGAUCUCCUAUACUCCGGCUAAUUGCCACUAUGCCUCAAGCGUCCUCUAAUUCCUUUAAAGUUGUUCGUUUGAGCCGUUAGUUUUGUUGAGCCAUUCACUUUUUCUUUCAGUUCGGGAGAAGAAUCCCACUUCUGCCACCUGUGUAACGGAUCCCCUAUACUCUGUCUGAGUAUAUCCGUUCUAAAUCUCCCAAGUCCCAAGCUCAAUAGUGAUUAUAGCUCCCAAUUACUCAAACAUCAGUCUUGACUUGAUGACGGGUAGAAACAAAUGUAUUUAAUCAUGACUAAAUGGCCUACUUGUAUACAAAACAGGGAUGCAGUAAAACACGCCCAGAACACUUCCACAAAAUGUCCCCAAAUACCAGUGUCAGCAUGACUAGGCAUAAAUGACAUAAAAUAUUAAAACACAUAAAAAUACAUAAUAUUAGGGACUAGGGCACAAUAGCGUUAAGAUUACAGAUUUGUAUUCCUGACACUUUAGUGUUCCCUUAAGCUCCAACUUUUGUUAAAGGACCACUCUAGGCACCCAGACCACUUCAGCUUAAUGAAGUGGUCUGGGUGCCAGGUCCAGCUAGGGUUAACCCAUUUUUUCAUAAACAUAGCAGUUUCAUAGAAACUGCUAUGUUUAUGAAGGGUUAAGCCUUCCCCUAUUUCCUCUAGCGGCUGUCAAUAAGUGAGAGCACGCCAGCGUCCAUAGGAAAGCAUUAUGAAUGCUUUCCUAUGUGACCGGCUGAAUGCGCGCGCAGCUCUUGCCGUGCGUGCGCAUUCAACCGACGGGGAGGAGAAGAGGAGGAUCGAAGGAGAGCUCCCCGCCCAGCGCUGGAAAAAGGUAAGUUUUAACCCCUUUCCCCUUUCCAGAGCUGGGCGGGAGGGGGUCCCUGAGGGUAUGUUUUCCUGGCACUAUAGUGGUCCUUUAAGAUUUGUCAAGUGGAGGGACAGUAUAGUGUUAGGAAUACAGACACUCCUCACUUACCGACCGGGUUCCGUUCCUACGACCCGGUCGUAGCAUGAAUUGGUCGGCAAAUGAAGAGUUAAGGGAUUCCCUGCUCUGGUGCACUUGUCUAUGUUCGGGGAAAUUUCCCCGAACAUAGAACGCAGUAGAGCAGGGAAUCCCUCUAGUUCCCACGACGGCUCGCACUUACCACCCUGCGAGAGAGCUGGUCGUACGUGUGAGCCAUUGCAAAACAAGGACCACCUGUACAGUUUUGUAUUCUUAACACUAUAGUGUUCCUUUAAUCAAAAUAAUAUCCAUAUUUUAAUGAAAUCCUGAAAUACCAGACCAAGCACACUCAAAUAACCUCUGUAUACUAAGAGAAGACUGGCUGUGCGUUUACCUACCUUCUUAUCAGAUCCUGAAUAUUUACCCUUUAUAGCCACUAAAUUAUGUACAGCAUUACAAAGAUGGCCAUAAAUGCAUUUUUCUGCAUUUUUUUUUUUCCUUUUAGAGUCGUCUGUAAUUCCACAAGAUUAAUGUUCCUUGUUUUACAACCGAACACUAGAUAUUAAUCUUUAAAUGAUAUAGCUGAGUGUUUUUAAGAACCCCAUUAAUAUUUAAUGCGUUUGUCUGAAGUUUUCAGAGCUGAUGCUACUGUUAUUCUCUCCAUUUUGAUUAUCAAGGCAGGGUGCUUCUUUUUCAGUCAGCAAAGGCGAAGACUAGCGGUAAUUAGGGUUGGCCAAAGGCGAACUGCAGUCUUAUGAGAGAACAGAUGUCCUUUCCACUUACGCUAUCAAUAGUGCCUAUGCUGUGUUAUUAUGGAGGUUCUCUGUGGCAUCUAUGCCUUUUAUAUCUUUACCUUUUAUUUAUGUAUUAAUAAAGUAAUUCUAGAGCCUGCUUGAAAGUAAUAGGGCCUUGUUUGGCAUGUGGGCAAGAAGAAUAGCUUCCCCUCGCACAUCCUUGAUCUCACAACGGGAAGAGUCAUAAUAUCCAUGUAAUGUAAAAUAAAAUGUAAGUAGAUAACCUUGUUUUGCCAACCUUUGCAUGCUGAAAUUGUAAGAAUAGUAGGAAUUUAACUUCAGCUACGCUUGUGUUUUUUUUUUUUUUGUUUUUUUUUACCGUAGGCCAGGGGUUCCCAAUUAAUUUUUCCUGUAGAACCCUUUGACAUAGUGUAUCAACAUCGUGGAACCUCCAACCCUCCUCCCACCCAGAAAAGGUGCAGUUUUCUGUAUGUGUUGCUGUGUCAAGGUGUGCGUAUCUGUGUGUGUAUCUGACACACAGAUACACACACACACACACUCAGAUGCACACAGUGACAUACACACACUCAGAUACACACACACAUUGAAACAUACACACAGUGACACACUCAGAUACACACACACACACACACACACACACUCUGACAUACAAACACACUGAUAUACACUGGCACACAGAUACAAACCUUGACACACUCAGGUACGCGUACGCUCUCACUGACAGGCACGCACACAUAGGGAGAUCACGCCCACUGCUCCCUUGUCGCCUGCGGCCAUUUUGUUUGUAGAACACCAAUUGAGAAACGCUGCCCCAGGCCUAAGUUUGCUGAAGUGCCUUUUUUAUUUUAAAAAUAAAUGGCACUUUUCUAUUUGAACCAUUUUACAUCCUCUGGCUGUCAGCCAGUCCUGUCACUUGCUGGUAGUUAAGCUAUGUGGAGGGCAGGUAAUUGCCUAGAGCACCUGCCUUGCAAAGUCUUCUCAAUAAGUUGUGAUAUAGCUCAUUUUAAAGUGUGUGUGUGAGGAUUAGGGAUCGACCGAUUAUCGGUCUGGCCGAUAUUCUGUAUUUUCAGCAAUAUCAGUAUCGGCCAAUAAUGCAGACCAGGGCUGCCAUCAGGGUCCUGGGGGGCCUAAAUCUUGCGAGUCCCGCGGCCAUGGCAACGCGGCACACGGGCCGCAAGAGUUAGACAGGGGAACUUAAGGGAGCUGCUGGGAAGGUAAGAGUGUGCUGGGCCCCCUCUGAACAGUCCAUGCCACCGGACCACCAGGGAAUGCCAUAUCCCCCCCUCCCAGGCUAGGUAAGAAGCAGGGAGGGGGGACUAAAACAUAAUUAAACAUUUUUAUUUUUUUUAUAGUUAAAAAAUAUAAAAAUGCCCCAUCCCCCCAUUUUACACACUUAACAUACCUACACAAACACACACACUCUAUUCAUUAUAUACACAUACUACACAAACACACUGCAUUCAUUAUAUACACUCAAGGCACAAACACACACUCUGCAUUCACUAUACACACACACUACACAAACACACUGCAUUCACUAUACACACACACUACACAAACACACUGCAUUCACUGUACACACACACUACACAAACACAUUGCAUUCACUAUACACACACUACACAAACACUGCAUUCACUAUACACACACUACACAAACACUGCAUUCACUAUACACACACACUACACAAAUACACUGCAUUCAUUAUACACACACUACACAAACACACUGCAUUCACUAUACACACUACACAAACACACACGCUCUGCAUUCAUUUUGUACACACUUCACAAACACUGCAUUCACUAUAUACACAUGACACACACACACACACACUCUGCAUUCAUUAUAUACACACUACACAAACACACUCCAUUCACUAUACACACUACACAAACACACACUCUGCAUCCACUACACAAACUUACUGCAUCCCCUACACCAAUACACACACACACACACACUAAAUUCACUAAUCAAAUACUCUCACUGCAUCCACUGCACACACACAUAUUCUUGAAAACAUAAAUUCUGCAUUUACCUUAAUAAAAAAAAUUGCAAAAAAAGAAAUUAAUAAAAAUGUUCAGUUAACAGUAGGUUUGUGUAGAAAUAGUUUAUUUUUUAAAAAUGGGAAAUGUACAGAAUAUCGGUAAAUUAUCAGCCUAAAAAUUCACAUAUUAUCGGUAUCGGCUCUAAAAAAAUAAAUAUCGGUCGAUCCAUAUUCAGGAUAUUUACUAAAGUAAGAAUUCAAAAUUAAUUUAAAAUUUAGGUCAUAAUAGCUGAAAUUUGGUCUGAAUUUCAGGCUCACCGAACACCACUGGACAGCUGAAAUCUGACCAAAUGCUGGAAAUCCGAUGCUGGAUUUAGAGAAGAAAAAAGUCUGAACUAUUUGCCUGCUGGUAGCACUAGAAGUCAUCAAACAAAAAGAAAAAUGUGGCAGCGCAAAUUGGUAAUUCUAUGUUGAUUGGCCAGCUCUUGCUAUCUAGCUGCCACAUUAAAGUGACACUGUAGGCACCCAGACCACUUCACUGUCCUGGGUGCACUGUCCCUUUUGUACUUAGUGCUGCAAUGUUAACCGCUUGACUGACAUUUUCCAUCAAGGCAGACCUACCGUUAAGGACGCAUGAUGGAAAAUUUCCGUGCAUUUCAGUAAUUUACGAAAGUUAACCCCAGAUUGUCGCAAUUGCAGGGUUAACACUCCUCUGGUCUGCCUCGACAGGCUGUCAGAGCGAGCACAUGUGCUGCAGGGACUCCUGAUCCGCCUACUCGUGCUUCCGUGUUUAGUUUGAAGUGCAGGGAGACGGACCAGCAGUAGCCUUCUCAAGUGCUCCAAAGUGGGACACAGAUGCAUCAAAACCCUCCAUGAAAAUUCACACUUAAAAACCUGAACUUGUCACGUCUCUUUUACAGAACUGUAACUUCAGAAAAUAGUGUCUAGGUCAUACAUUGGGCAUAAUGUUUUAUUCAGAAGAUGUAACUGAGCAUAAUUUGGGGGAUUUUAUGACAAGUGUAAGAAAUACUCUGCAAAAAUGCAACAUGUAUGUAAAACUGCCACCCCCCACCUCACCACAAACAUUGACAUAAAUUGGUUUAAAAAAAAAAAAAAAUUGGGACAAGUUAAGGCAUAAUAUACACCAUAUAAGAUACCCUGGGGUGUCUGCUUUAUCAAAUGGAAGCCCUUUGUGGGGUUAGUUGAACAGUCAAACAACAAUAAUACCCCAAAAUGAGACAUAUGCCCAUCAUAUCCAUCUAUGAAAAUUCUAACUUUAGAAACUGAAAUAGCCUUGUCUCUUAUGUGGCAUUGUCGCUUCACAGAAUAGUGCAGAAUGCAUACAAUUGGGGUAUUGUUAUAAUCAGCAGAUGUAGCUGAACACAAUAUGGGGUUCUGUGCAGGAAUAGCACACACCAGCUUUACUAAAUACACAUUACAAAAACCUUAUUAUGUGUAUAUGCCAAUAUAGAGAAAAAACACUAUUUUACUCCAAUAUUUAGCAGAGAUUGGCAAUGAAAUGGCUAUGUAAAAAGUGUCAAAAUAACCUUAGGUAAAUACCUAUAUAAUAAGAGUAGAUAUGUCGAUAUCUGUUUUAUGCACACAAAAAAUAUAUAUAAACAAUUAUAUAUUGCAAAAAAAGUCAAAUUUAGAAGAGAGAACCGAUAUAACAAAGCUAUUCUUUCUUGAAAACAUCAAUAGAGAGGUAUCAGACGACAGUCUGGUGCGCAUAUAAAAGCGUAGUGCGAGGCCACCUAAUUAAAAUGUCAGCUUUAGCUAAAAAGAAAGAAACUCCGUCACUAGCAAAAUUAUAUACAAUUCUUUAUGAGCUUAAAGCCCAAACUAAAAGGACAGCUUUAUAUGAAACAGCAGAGAAAAUUAAGAACAUAGAAAAUUGCAUUAAUGAACAGCUAGCUAACAAAGCAUCCAGAAACCUAGAUUUUUUUUUGAGUCAAGUGUUAUCACAAAGGCAAUAAACCGGAAGAAAUGAUGACUAACAGAUUAAAAAAGGAAAAGAAUAGGAGAGUAAUUGCGAAAAUAAAAGAUAAAGAUACAUACUUAUUAGCACCAGACCAAUUUAGGCAGCGCUUUUGAACAAUUUUACACCAAAUUAUACAACCUGCCCAGCGAAACCUUCGUGAAUGAGCAGGAUGAGGAAAACUUUUAAAAAAAACAUCAAUAUCCCAAAAAUUACACCAGAGCAGCAGAGAGAAUUAAAUCAGACAACAACCAAAGCAGAAAUAACUAAAGCAAUAGAAAAACUCAAAAUAAAAACUUUGCUGGGCCCAGAUGGUUUUACAAACAUUUUUUAUAAAUUGAUGAGAGCUUAAAAUCAGAACUCACCAAAUAGUGAAUAUGGGUAAAUGCCCAGGAGAGUUUUUAAGAGCAAAUAUUGUUCCUAUCCCUAAAAAUAAGAAGGAUGCAGAGCUAAUUAGUAAUUAUCGCUCAAUCUGUCUGAUUAAUUCAGAUAUAAAAAUAUUUUCAUCAAUCCUAGCAGAAAUAAUUAAAAACAUCAUCCCAACUCUCAUAUCUUCUGACCGAGUUGGUUUUAUUCCCGGAAGAUCAUCAGUUAACAGCUUAAGAAGAAUUAUAGAAAUCAUUGAUAUAGAGAGAAGUGGAACCCCACUCGUACUCCUGUCAAUAGACGCUGAAAAGGCAUUUGACAGGGUCGGGUGGGGUUUUAUAAUUAGUGUUAAAAAAAAAAUGGCAUUGAGGGCCCUGUACUGCAAGCGAUUUUAGCUUUGUAUGACUCUCCACAUGCCAAGGUUAUGGGCUCAGGAUUCUCUUCCCAUUGGUCUAAUAUAAAAUAUGGGACUAGACACGAGUGUCCCCUGCCUCCCCUUUUAUAUAUCUUGAUUUUAGAACCCCUGGCAAUAACCAUAAGGCAAAAUCCUAAAAUCAAAGGCUACACAUCAAAAUCCGGUCAAGUUAAACUGACCAUAUAUGUAGACGAUAUCUUACUAUCGUUAGGAGUUCUGGGACAGAGGAUUCAGGUUCUUCUAACAGAUAAAUAAGUAUGCAAAGGGUCUCUGGGUACAAAAUAAACAUAGCUAAAUCAGUCUUUAUUGCAAAAAAUAUGGCUAAGACAGUAACAGGUUUUUUUUAACAGGAAAUCUAGGUUUAAUAAACAAGAAAAAGAGCCUGAACUUCUUAGGUAUAGCCAUAACCCCAGAAUUGAAAUAUUUAGUAGAAGCAAACUUCCUUCCUUACUAAAACAGACAAAUAAAAACUUGUUAGUCUGGAGAGGAAUGGGCUUCUCAUGGUCAGGAAGAUUUAACAUACUCAAGGCCUACAUAAUGUGAAAAUUGUUUUAUCUAUGGAGGAUGAUACCACUCAACUUUCCAGAAAGCUGGUUAGAUAUGUUACACACAGCAUUUAUAAAAUUUGCAUGGGAAGGGAGAAAACCUAGAGUCAAAAUGAAACAAUUAUCAAAAAGAAGGAAAGAAAGGAGGUUUGGGGUGCCCAGAGAUACGUCAACACUACGAAGCCAGUCACUUAUUCUAUAUAAUACUAACACAAAAUAGCUCCAUGAUUAAUGAAUUAUGGAACAUAAUCAAGAAAAAAUAACACUGGAGUAAAAAAAUCUGUCUUCAGUCUUCUGGGCGCUAGAUAUAAACAAAAAUCAAAUCACAGAUAUAAUCCUAAAAAGUACAAUAAUAAGAGAUCUAAUAAUCUGGUGGCAGAAAAUAAAAAGUUAGGCCUCCAAAAUAAAUUAAGCGAACUACUGCCAAUUUCGGUGAUUGAUGACAAUUUAGAAAACAAAUCUAAAUGCUUGGCAAAAUUUGGGUACUAAGGCACAAAUGUGCCAUACCAUCCAAAGAUAAAUUUAAAUAUGUAAGGCUUAAAGGAUUCAUCCUCACCUGUACCAUCAAGAAUAGAAAAGAAAAAUCAAAAACAUUCUUCCAACUAUUAGAGCUGCUAAAGAACUGUAAAAAUCUAUUAUGAAAAUGUGAGGAUGUAAUAUAUCAUCUGAGAAACGAUGAGCCUAUAAGUGCAAUAGGGAAAUGGAAGACAGACUUACAUUUGCAAAUUAAAGAGGAAGAUUGGAAGUACUCCCUUAAACUAUACAAACACAUCAGUUGCUUAAAUUUGACAGAUGUUCAUUUUAAAUUGUCAAAUAGGUGGUAUCUUACACCGAAGGUACUUUCAAAGAUCUCUCCAGAUAUUUCUACAAAUUGCUGGAGAUGUAAUAGGGGCACUGGAAGCUUAAUCCACAUAUGGUGGCAGUGCGGAAUGAUUGCCAAUUAUUGGAAAGAAAUAAUAAGAUUAAUCUACUAUGUUACAAAAAUGAAACUCAAAUUUAAACCAGAAUCAAUUAUUUUAAACUUGAAUUGGCCAGAAUUAAAAAAGAAAGCCUAAAUAAUAAUUUUACAUACUAUAACAGCGGCCAAGUUGUUUAUUGCACGUAACUGGAAAACAGCCGAUAUUCCCAAGAUCCAGGAGAUUAUUACGCAAUUUGUAUGGCAAAUAAAAAUGUAAAAGGGCAUAUUGAUGACCAAAUACAAAAAUAUAUAUAUAUAUAUAUAUAUAUAUAUAUAUAUAUAUAUAUAUAUAUAUAUAUAUAUAUAUAUAUAUAUAUAUAUAUACACACACACACACAAAAAUACUGUGGGAAACAAUAAGGGGAGGAAGGGAUGCAGUGAUUCAACUCUCCCUUUACUCUGCUCUGGAUUUUGCAGAGAGGAGAGCAGGAGGUUUGCAACUGUACCCCACAAGAAAAUACAGCUCAAACCUAGCAAUAUCAAAUACAUAUCUGAGACUUGCUUCGAACCUUGGGUAGUCCUAUAUGGAUACCUAUAUAAAUUUAAACGGUGGAAGAUGAGACAGGGGGCCAAAUGAUGACAAUAAUACUAUAUUAGGCCACCUUUUAUAGCUGUCCACCUAUUUCUUUUCUUCUCCGUUUUUCACUUCUCUUGCUGGUUUAUUUUUUCCUAAAUACAGAUAUAAAAAAUAAGUGGACUUCUCUCUCUCUCUGGAAUAAAGGAGCAAAUAGUGUAACAGGGGAAGGUGGAUCACAGGUGGGAGGAUCACUAGAGGGAGGCGGGAAAGGAUAGAAUUUUUUUUUUUUUCAGGGGUAUCGAAUAAUAAAAGUAGAGAUAUAGGUAAAUUUAGAAGAAAUAGUUUUGCGUAAUAUGAAGGAUUAUGAAUAAGGAGAUAUCACUCGCAAAAAUGAGGGAGAAAAAUGGGGGGAAAUAAAGAAAUAAAUGAUGAUAAUGGUAUUUAUGCAAACCCAGUGAGGGGCAUGGUCCUCAGACAAAAUUCGAGACGAUACCUUGAAAAAAAACCGCAUAAUGUAUCCUUUGUUGACCUUGUCAAAGUUCUAAUCCUUUAAAGAGUACCUGUUAGACUAUUUAGAAGUUAUACUCUUUUUCAUAACAUUCUAUCUUUAUGUUGUGUCAGCAGGUUUCCUAGCAAAUAUGUAGAUUGGGAGAAAGACCUGUUUAGGUCUUUCUUCCAAUGAGGUCUCAAAUGAGGCCUUUCUACCACCAGUCAAUCAGUUAGUUGGCAAAGACCAGAAGAGACGGUUCUCCUCUCCAAGCAUUUACACACAUGAAAUUACAUAUAUGUAUAUGUCCAAAUGGCGGCACUAUGUUUUGUGUCCGUGUGCUGAACCAAUGGCUUAGAAUAUAGCAAGCCCACAAAUAGACAGCACUCAUUAGACUAGGUUCCAAACAAUAAAAUAAAAAUAAAAGCAUACUUAUACCUUUUUCAAAAAAGCAACGUUGCAAUCCUCCUAUUGGGACCUUUUUCAAGCAUGACCUUGACGAAGAUCCCAAGAGGAGGUCCGAAAUGUCAUUUUUUUUCAUAAAGGGAUAAAACUGCUUUAGUUUUUUUUAUGUAAGUAAGUCCCAUGUGUGCGGUCUAUAAUUUGUGGUUUUUGUGUGUGUAUAUAGCUUUUUCACAUGCACAAUGUAUUGAUGAAACUUUGAACUAACCUUGUCAUCAAUUCUUUUAACUGUAAUGCACAAUGUUUACAUGUUUUUUAUUUUUAUUUUUUUUAUUCUUACGUUUCAUGUUAUUUGCAGAGAUGUGUUUCAUGGAAAACACAAUUCUGUUUUGCAGGUGAAAUUACCACCUAUGAUGGAAAUUAUCACAGUGGAGCAGCUCAUGGAGUAUCUUGGUGAGUGAUAAGGGGGUAAAACUGAUGUGUUUUCUAGAGAUGGAAAGGACCCUUUUUUUUUUUUUUUUGGUUCCCUGCUGUUGAGGGAUAACAAUCUUUUGAAUUGUAUAUUGUAGAGAACAAUUCCCAUGGUACAUCAUUCCAUGUAGGUGAGUGUCGGAGGGAGUUUCCUUCAUGUUAGUUAGCCGCCUUGUGGGAAAACAAUGAAAAGUUGAAGAACUGAACUUGGAAUGCAAAAAGAACGUAUACAGACACACAGCUUUAAUUAGUGAGGAGUAUUCCGUUAGCACUGCAAUGUUUCUGCUAGAGGUAAAAACAUUUGUGUGCCCAUCAUUAGUGUGUUGGGGUUAUUGGGUUGCAAUACCUUAUGAAUAAUGCACCAUAAACCAUAUGCUGCAGGGUCACAACCUACCUCCGUGUCAUGUGUCUAAUUAUAAAACAUCACAAUGCACACAACUGGGUUUACAUAUCACUCCCAGACAGAGAAACAUUUCAACGUGAAAUAAAGAAUUUGCCAAAAAUUCAAUGUGUUGAAGAACUGUUUUCAUUUAUGUGUAUGUUCCACUCUAUGCAUUUUAAUUUGAAUCCGUAGCAAGUGAAAAAUUCUUACUUGUCCCAGAUUAUGUGAUUAUUAUUUUUUUGUUUUGUUAUAAUUUAUCCUCCACAAUUGCACAUAUUUCAUAUAAGCAAUAUAUACUAGAUCUAAAUAGCAUAAUGCAAAUAUUUCAUAAUGAAAGCUGUUGUAGCCAGCUAGUCCUCCUUAAAUAGUUUUGCAAUUUUCCAAUUGAAACUGCCUCCUCUUCUAUUAUUUAAGAGUACCACUUUUAGUCCCGUGAGACAAAGGCCAUGUGUAAUUUAGUAGAGCUCUAACCAUGCUAACAAUAAAAUACUAAUACUAAAAUGUUAUCUUCUAUGCCAUCACUGGCAGUUAAAACUCAGCCGUGUGUGAUGGCAUGAAGCAUAUUGCAGCCUUAUAGAUAGAUAGAUCUAUAUAUAUUUAUAUUUUUUUAAUGGUCCUUGAGGCUUCAUGUUGAGCUGAUGGUGCUCAUUGUCUGAUCACUUUGCAGUCCCAAUGCUAUGUUUAAUAUAUCCAACUUUAUCAGUAUGCCAUCCAAAAUAUAACUUUAAUAUGUUUAUGUAGAACUUUUUUUUUUCUGCACGGUAACAAAACGUUUCUUCCAAUAUACUCUUUAAGCUCCAACGCUGUGGCGCGCGCGUAGGUUGCUCAGAACAGCAAUUUAUUUACUAUUUAUAGUUUACUGAUUACAGGCAUAAGGAUAAACCACUUUCUAUUGUGGUAUUUUGAUGUUGUUUUGGUAUCCAUUUAGUACAUGCCAUAAACCAGAAUCUCUACUUCACACAACUCCUUGAGAAGAGUAAUUCAGAGUUAACUCUGUCCUUUAUAAAAACAUGCAUGGACUCAAGUAAUUCCUAUACUGGGAUUUUUAAAUAUAGGUAAUUUCACUAAUCAUCUUUUUGCCAUAUCUAAUAUAUGUGAGGAGGGGGGGAAUACAAAUACAAAUGGUCAAAUACCUUGCUUAUAGAUAUUUGCAAGGAUAAUGAUUGGAUUAAUAGCAGUACAGCUUAAUGAAAAUGGCAACAAAAUGUAAAAAGAAUACCUGCAUUUGUAGUAUCAUCAGUAAAAUGAAAUAGUCCUAAAAACAGCUAUAGCAAUCUUUAUUGGUCUCUGCUAUAUUUACUCCUUCCCCCUCCCUGACUGUAGGAAUGACCACCCAUUGAAACUUACUGUAGUGUUUAAAUGUAGGGAAUGAGCUUACAGUUUCUGCAACAUUACAGACAUGAUUCAUUAUAUGAAAAAAUAAAAGAAUGAGUUUGUGAUAAAAGGUGCUUAAAAGAAAUAAAUUGCAAUACAAUACACAACAAAGUGGUAGCAGCUCACACACCAAAGAUAGGCACUCUCAAACCUAUUAACAAUCAGAUGUGUACAAAAAACGCUAUUGUGCAAAUUAAUACCAAAUAGUGCAAGAUGUGGAGCGCUAUAACAAUAAAAUAAACACUUACUCCUGUGAUUCUCAGGAGAUAUAGAUGGAGAGGAAGUCCUUGUGCAUGCUUGUUAGAUAGGAAACCUCAAAAUGGGAACAAAAACAGAAGAAACAGGGAAGCAAAGCUAACCCUGGUGUAGAAACCCUUGAUAUAAUGGAUGAUCAAAUAUAAAUGACAAUUGGCUUCUCACCUUGUCAGGAGCCAGAUACCAGGCUCCAAGUAUGCAGAUGUAGUGUCAAAUAUAGAGUGACACAGCCCUUCUUUGUAGCAGCAUGAAUGUAUCACUAAUCAACUUGAAUAAAAAAUGUAACAUUUAUUGUAAAUAUAAUUUAAAAACAAUAAAAUCAAUAUACUCAAGUGAUAGUGCUUGGUCCAAGACGCGUUUCGCCUGUAUAGUUCGGCUUUAUCAAUUGGUAAAUACAUGCUGCAAUUACAAACUUUAAAUAUCCCACAGUGGUAGCUAAUUGGAGAAUGGCGUCCGUGAUACAUCCAAUCACGGAGCUCAUGUUGGUGGGAGUGUGAGGGUUCAGCUGUCAGUAAUGUUUCCGACAUCGUGACGUCAUCACGCACGACGGCUCGUGCGCGUGACGUCAUUCGCGGAAGUGAAAUUCUCCCGAUAGUCCGUCCCACACUGAUGACGCCUUCACAGGGUGCCCAACUUAUAUGCUCAGAAUGUCCCCUCCCGCUUCCAAUCGUGAUGCAGGUGUAGGCUUCCAAUCGUAUCCGCCAUUUCAGUUAGGGGUAACGUAAUGGAAAUCAAUGUCCAUAAUCGAUCCAAUGUUAGUCCAGUAUCAAAAGAUGUUCCUGAAUGUUAUAGAUUCUCCAAAGGAUAUAUUCACAAUAGAAAAAUAGAAAAUGAUUGGUAUAUUGUCCAUCAUUAUAAAAUGUAAAAAAAUAUAACAUCCUAUAUACAUACAGUGAAUUAAUAAAUAGAUCAAAUAUAUUAAUAUAGUGAAUAAAAAAGUAAAUAGAAGGGUGAAAUAUAUAGGGCUUGGAAGGAUGACUUUGUAUUUUGAAAAAAAAAAAAUGUAUGUAUAAAAAUAUGAUCAAAAAAUAUAUACAUUUUAAAAAAUAUAUAUAUUAAAAACAGACUAUAAAAAAUGGCAAAUUUCAAAGUCAUCAUUCAGUCCGUGAGGUUGCAUUGUAUCCAAAUUAAAAAUCCAUUUCAUCUCUGCUUGUCCUAUGUUUUUAAUUAAAUCACCUCCCCUCCAAUUCAUAGAGACUCUUUGAAUUCCCAUGAAUUCCAUAAAACGGGGGUCACAAUUAUGUUUUUCUUUAAAAUGCAUAGAAACACUAUGUUUUUCGAAAACCAUUUUUUAUGUUUAUGUGUUCCUGAAUUCUUGUGUUCAGUGUUCGAAUGGUUCUUCCUAUAUAAGUUAACCUACAUGGACAAGUAAUUUUAUAUAUAAUUCUUGUGGAAUGACAGGUGAUUAAUUGUUUAAUUUUAAACUUUUUUCCAAUAUCACUCGGAUGAACAAAUUCUUUUAUUACUCGUUUUGGACUCUGGGUAUUUUUACAUGCUCCACAGUGACCGCACCCAUAAAAUCCAUUUGUCUCAUUAAAAAAGGAUGUAUUGACAGUAUUUUUUUGCAGUGGUAAGUGGUUAUGCACUAAACUACUGCUUAGAUUUUGUGCACCUCUGUAUGUGAUGGUAGGUGUAUCGGGAAGUAAAAAAUGAAGGGCAGGAUCAUUUUUUAAAAUUGGCCAAUACUUACUAAUUAUUUUCUUAAGUUGUUUACUGUUGCAAUUAAAAUCACAAAUAAAAUUGAAACUCUGAUAUUGUGUGUCCGUUCUUUUAUCUUUAUAUACAAGUAAAUCAUUUCUAUUUUUCACUUCUACUUCCUCAUAGGCUUUCACUAACAAUUCAUUCUUAUAUCCCUUCUCUCUAAAAUCAUUGAGUAUUUUAGUGGAUUGUUCCUGAAAUUUUGCACCAUCCGUGCAAUUACGUUUAAUUCUUAACAACUGUGCUUUGGGGGCGUUCAACAGCCAAGGGGAGAAAUGGCAACUCUUCUCCCCUAUAUAGCUGUUGACGUCCACCUUUUUAAAGAAAGUGCAAGACUUAAGAAUACUCUCUUCCACAUAUAUAUUAAGGUCCAAAAAUUCAACUGAGGUUUUACUAAAAUGGCUAGUGAGUUUGAUUCCCCAAUCAUUCGUAUUGAGAUGGGUUAAAAAGGUAUUAAGAGACGAUUCAUCGCCCUUCCAAAUGAAAAAUAUAUCAAUGUAACGGCGAUAGGUAACGAGGUUUGCGUCCCAGCUAUGAUUAUUAUAAAUAAACUCCUGUUCCCAGUGUGACAUGAACAGGUUCGCAUAACUGGGCGCAAACCUCGUCCCCAUCGCCGUUCCACAUAUUUGCAAGUAAAACUGGUCGCCGAACCAAAAAUAGUUAUUCUUUAAAAUCCACUCUAUCCCUUCAAUGAUAAAAUUGACCUGAUUCACGGAAAAUUUCUUAGAAUGUUCCAAAAAGUGCCUUGUUGCUCUACAUCCCUGAGUAUGGGAAAUAAUCGUAUAUAAUGAACUGACGUCCGAUGUCACAAGAUAGUAAUCUGUAUCCCAAGUGAUCUGUUGGAUAAUUUGUAAAAUAUUGAUGGUAUCUCUCAAAUAGCUUGGGCAGGUGCUGACAAUGGGCUGUAAACAUUUGUCAAUAUAUUGUGACAACCUGCUCGAGAUAGAUCCUAUCCCAGAGACAAUAGGUCUACCGGGUGGUUUAUCUUUAUCUUUAUCCUUAUGGAUCUUGGGGAGAUAAUAAAAGACCGGAAUUUUGGGAUACUGCACUUUUAGGAAUUUAUAUUCCCUUGAAUUCAAAACAUCUUCCAUUUUUCCCUUCUCAAUUAACCUAUAAUAAGUAUUUUUAAUCUCUGUCGUGGGAUCCUUAUUGAGAGUUUGGUAUGUUUGUUGAUCACUUAAUAAUCUAGAAAUGUCCUGGUUAUAAUCAUCCACAUCUAAAAUGACCACUCCUCCCCCCUUAUCGGCUGGUUUUAUAACGAUAGUUUGGUCCUCUCUUAAUUGCUUAAGCGCUUGUCUCUCUUUUGAAUUUAAAUUCUGUUCACUUGGUCUAAGUUUUUUAGAUGCAAGUUUUUAAUGCAACCUCACGGACUGAAUGAUGACUUUGAAAUUUGCCAUUUUUUAUAGUCUCUGUUUUUAAUAUAUAUAUUUUUUAAAUGUAUAUAUUUUUUGAUCAUAUUUUUAUACAUACAUUUUUUUUUUUCAAAAUACAAAGUCAUCCUUCCAAGCCCUAUAUAUUUCACCCUUCUAUUUACUUUUUUAUUCACUAUAUUAAUAUAUUUGAUCUAUUUAUUAAUUCACUGUAUGUAUAUAGGAUGUUAUAUUUUUUUACAUUUUAUAAUGAUGGACAAUAUACCAAUCAUUUUCUAUUUUUCUAUUGUGAAUAUAUCCUUUGGAGAAUCUAUAACAUUCAGGAACAUCUUUUGAUACUGGACUAACAUUGGAUCGAUUAUGGACAUUGAUUUCCAUUACGUUGCCCCUAACUGAAAUGGCGGAUACGAUUGGAAGCCUACACCUGCAUCACGAUUGGAAGCGGGAGGGGACAUUCCGAGCAUAUAAGUUGGGCACCCUGUGAAGGCGUCAUCAGUGUGGGACGGACUAUCGGGAGAAUUUCACUUCCGCGAAUGACGUCACGCGCACGAGCCGUCGUGCGUGAUGACGUCACGAUGUCGGAAACAUUACUGACAGCUGAACCCUCACACUCCCACCAACAUGAGCUCCGUGAUUGGAUGUAUCACGGACGCCAUUCUCCAAUUAGCUACCACUGUGGGAUAUUUAAAGUUUGUAAUUGCAGCAUGUAUUUACCAAUUGAUAAAGCCGAACUAUACAGGCGAAACGCGUCUUGGACCAAGCACUAUCACUUGAGUAUAUUGAUUUUAUUGUUUUUAAAUUAUAUUUACAAUAAAUGUUACAUUUUUUAUUCAAGUUGAUUAGUGAUACAUUCAUGCUGCUACAAAGAAGGGCUGUGUCACUCUAUAUUUGACACUACAUCUGCAUACUUGGAGCCUGGUAUCUGGCUCCUGACAAGGUGAGAAGCCAAUUGUCAUUUAUAUUUGAUCAUCCAUUAUAUCAAGGAUUUCUACACCAGGGUUAGCUUUGCUUCCCUGUUUCUUCUGUUUUUGUUCCCAUUUUGAGGUUUCCUAUCUAACAAGGAUGCACAAGGACUUCCUCUCCAUCUAUAUCUCCUGAGAAUCACAGGAGUAAGUGUUUAUUUUAUGAUUCAUUAUAUCAGUAACCAGUGGCUUUUGGCAGAAACGUGUUCAUCUACAGGCUAGUAAUCCUAGCUAAAGUAUAAAAGAGGGUGAGCGAGGCUUUUGUGUAUUAUAUUUCAUGGCAAAAUGUGUGAAAAUAAAAAGGUUUAUACUCUGAAGGGUUUACAUAGACAUUAUUUAAUGUGUACUUACAUGUUAUAAACUGCCUUCUGUAGUUUAGGACCAAUUCCUCUUCCUUUUACACAGUUGUAAAUUCCGUUGAACAGAAGUUACAGCUGACUUUGAUUCAUGGAGUUUGUUUCUGUCAGAAAACACCAGACUGAAAUCAAAUCUACAAUCUAUGCUGCAUUGAAGUCUAAAGUGCCUCUCUGCUCUGAGUGUGAUGUUAUCGGUCUACAACUAACAGCAGGAAAACACCUUUUCAGUCUUUAACAUAUUUUAUGCCAUUACAUUUCUUUUAAAAACUGCAUAAAUGUGAACCAUAAAUCAUAAAGAGAAAAUUGUCAUUUAUUGCAUUUUAAUCUUACAGUUAAACUACGUGUAAUCUUACAGUUAAAAUACGUGUAUUUUCAUUGUGCUUUGUAUCAACUUAGCAGGCCUUAAAGGGACAAUAUAGGCACUAAAAGAACUUUAGCUUAAUGAAGCAGUUUUGAUGUAUACAUUAUGUUCAUGCAUUCUCACUGCUCAAUUCUCUGCCAUUUAGGAGUUAAAUUGCUUUGUUUAUGCAGCCCUAGCCACACCUCCCUUGCACAGCCUUCUAAAACACUUUCUGAAAAGGAACCUAGAUAUUUUAGGUUCCUGUUUUGCACAGUCUGUUUAAUUUAGAAUUAAUUAUUUCCUGCUUUAAUAGGUUUCUAGACCCUGUAGGGAACCUCUUGUGUGUGCUUAAAGUUCAAUAAACAGAGCAGGAGAUAAAAAGUUCUUAAUCAAGUCAACAUCUGAUAAAAAAAUUUAAACUUUAACCAACCUACUGGAGCGCAUCGUGGCACGAUGACAGGCAGUGUGCCUCUGCAGUCUCUGUCCCCUCAGAACUACUCCUGUCCCCUCAGAAUGUAACCGGACAACUAUUAUUUCAAGCUAAACAAAUAACAUGUAACCAAACCGCAACUAAACAAGCAACCACAGUAGUGACUUAGCUAGCAUGUAACUUAACGUAUGGUUCAUAUCUAAGCAGUCAUAUCCGUGUUAUACACAUUUUAUCCGAUCUAUAGAUGUUUGUUGCAGCAUUAUAUUUCAUAGACAAUACAUCGCGAAUAAGCUUAUAAAGCUGUAUAUCAAACAUAAAAUUGUGCACGCAAGAACAUACCGUUGGGGUACCCCAUGCACGUUGUUGUAUCGUAUGCACUACAAAAAUAAAGAAUUAAAAGAAAUAAAAUUAAACAUUAAAAAAAACUAUUUAUUUAAUGGAGACUGCUAGUGGAGGUGUUGCUAGGACUACAUAAACAGAACAAUCUUAAUUUAACUCAUAAAUGGCAGAUAAUUGAGCAGUGAGACUGCAGGGUCAUGAUUUAUACACCCAAACUGCUUCAUUAAAGGGACACUACAGUCACCAGAACAACUACAGCUUAUUAUAUUCUGUCUGGUGAGUAUAAUCAUUUCAUUCAGGCUUUUUGCAGUAAACACUGUCUUUUCAGAGAAAAAGAUGUUUACAUUACUUUCUAGGGAUAACUCCACUGGCCACGCCUCAGAUGGGGCAGUGCUGCACAUUGUGCAAUGCUGACUGUCAGUGUCUCCACCCUCUGCAUGCAUACACUGAACUUUACUCAUUUAAAUGCAUUGAUUCAAUACAACUCUGAGGAGAUGCUGAUUGGCCAGAGCUGUGUUUGGUUCUGCCCCUGAUCUGCCUCCUUGACAAUCUCAGCCAAUCCUAUGGGAAAGCAUUGUGAUUGGGUCAGAACAACACUUCUGAUGAUGUCAGCCAAGCAGGCAGAUCAGAGGCAGAGCCAGAAGCUGCAGACUUGAAUACAAGUAUACAAGUAAGAUUUUAUUAUAUUUGGGGAGGCAAGGAGGACAAGAUAGUGGUUUUAACACUAUAGGGUCAGGAAUACUUUUGUGUUCCUGACCCUAUAGUGUUCCUUUAACCUAAAGUUGAUUUGGUGCCUAUAGUAUCUCUUUAAUGACUAGAGAAUCAAAAUCCAACAAGAGUUGUGGGGCAAUGACUGUUUUAAUGAACACUAUAAUGUUAGGAAUACAAAGCUAUAUUUCUAAUGCUAUUGUAAGUCCCUAUCCCUAAGCUUCUAGUUAAAGGGUUAUACAAUAUGAUUUGAAGUAGGCAACGUCAUUGGAGUCUUUAUGUGCAGCUUUUCACAAAAUGCUGCAGCUCUAAAGUUAAAGAACUUUGUGUAACUCCUUUAGCAGGUCUAUUAAUUCUGUGCAUAUUAGGCAUAUGUCAUUAGCACUCCCCUAUGUCCCAUAAGUCUCUCAUCUCAGCCCAGGCUCUGAGACGUCCUUUUUCCAUCCAGUGAGGUGGAGUGAUGUAACCAGAGGUGGAUUGGGUGGCAGGGAGAACUUGACCUCGGUGAGAGUUCACAGGUAAGUUUUUAUUCUUUAUUUCUCCUAUUAGGAAAGGACAUUGUACAAUCUAUGGGCUUCCAAGAGAGGACUGGCGUCAUUUGAACUGGCAAGUGGCCAAAUACAAAUGAAUGGUCUUUUUUUAGUGCAUUAAAAUCACAGAUCAAUGUGGAUGCACAUAGUCGUGUGGAGUACUCAAUGGAUUUUAUAAAUGUUCCUCUGCACCUUCUGACAUUUUAGUCUGUAAAGGAAUGUUGCUUUCAAUCUUUCCCAAACCAGGAAGAGUCUUCAUUAACUAGCAGUUGUGUAUGUACCACAAUUCCACUACUCAAAUGAGCUGCUAGCGGACAUCCUCUAAAGAGCUGACUUAACUUCACCCACUAUUGUUCUGGAGCAAUAAGAAAGUCCAAGCUAAGCAUGGAAAUUUAGCUACAUGCACAGACUGCAAGUAGAAGCCAGAGGGCUCAAGAGUGAUUAAAGGACCACUAUAGUGCCAGGAAAACAUACUCGUUUUCCUGGCACUAUAGUGCCCUGAGGGUGCCCCCACCCUCAGGGUCCCCCUCCCGCCCAGCUCUGGAAGGGGAAAAGGGGUAAAAACUUACCUUUUUCCAGCGCUGGGUGGAGAGCUCUCCUCCCCGUCGGCUGAAUGCGCACGCGCGGCAAGAGCUGCGCGCAUUCAGCCGGUCGCAUAGGAAAGCAUUAUCAAUGCUUUCCUAUGGACGCUUGCGUGCUCUCACUGUGAAAAUCACAGUGAGAAGCACGCAAGCGCCUCUAGUGGCCGUCAAUGAGACAGCCACUAGAGGCUUUGGGGGAAGGCUUAACCCAUUCAUAAUUAUAGCAGUUUCUCUGAAACUGCUAUAAUUAUGAAAAAAUGGGUUAACCCUAGAAGGACCUGGCACCCAGACCACUUCAUUAAGCUGAAGUGGUCUGGGUGCCUAGAGUGGUCCUUUAACACAGAGAGGUCCCUAUAUUGACAUCAAAGCCAGGGGAAAUUUUAAAAGGAUGACCUUUUGGCAAGGAAGAGAACAAAGAUGGUUAAUGCAUAAAAACUUAAUUAAAUUAUUACAAACCAUGGGCAGAUCCAUCAUUUAACAUUUUUAAUUUUAUUUAUUUAUUUUUUAAAUUCUUUAUUUUUGCUGUGCGUGAAAAAACAUUCGUAUGUCAACAAUGUCACAGCAGCAUUUGCAAACAGUUGAAAAAAAACAAAACACAUAUUCGUUAACUGCUGUACAGCAUUCAGGUUAUAUGCACAAUUUUUGGUUAGUAAUACAAGCUGGGUACAAGCCGGGUAACUAUGUUUGUCAUAAUGAAUUAUUUUGUCGAUUUAAUAACAGUGGCUUAAAAAUAGUUUAUGUAGAGUGUCGUCGCUUAAUUAUCAAGAUAUUUUCUGUGUCACUGUGGAGUCACUAUGUUAAACUAAAGCAUGUGUACAGUCGCCUUUAUGAGAUUAGUAGUUUAGUUAGGGUGCUUAUACAAUGAAUGAGUGGAAUGGCAUGCAGUGAACACGUUAAGCUUAACUGUCUGUGUGUAUUUCCAGUCGUGGUUAGUUGGGUAAGUAGGUCAAACACUAAGCGUGAAGUCCUGAGACUAGCCCAUCUGAAUCAUGUUAGUUCAUUUGAGCUUCUCGUUGUGUGUGCCCAGCAAGUGCGCGUCCCAGCGCCAUCGUGAAACAAGGCUGGUAUCUCGAGGUGCAGUCCCCGGGUUCCCCGUCUGUAGUGUCAGCCCACUCCGGUGCUUGGUAGGCGCCUCUUGUGCCGCGGUGGCGUCUUCCUGCACCGUUUCGUUGGGCUGUGGCGGUGGUUAUGGUGGCUUAGGUCCAGGCUGGUGGUAUAGGUUGUUUCUGGUUGGGUGGAGGGUGAGUGGCUUGUCGUUUGUCGCUCUGGCUUGUUUCAUCAGGGCAUGUAGUUCUAGGAUAUAUUGGUCUUUGGGGGAAUGCUUUAUAAGGUUUGGUCAGUGGGGUUCCGCUUUGUGUGUGCCCCAUUUCUCCCUGCUUGAUUGAUGCCCCUGGCCUGUACCUUGAUUUGCCCAGUGUAGUCCGCCAGCAUAGCCCGGGGGCGGGCUGCCAUGGUGGUCUGAUGGUGCUGGGUGUGCUUCUCCUCAAGGAGUUCGAUCUUACAGGCUUUUUUGCGCACAUGGCUGGCAUGGCGGCCAUCUUGUGGAGCUUUGCCCAGUGGAUUUUUCUCGCCAGGGGGGUUGUUUGGGCCCAGCUUAGGGUGGUGUGUGGUGCCCUUGCAGACCGGGAUGACUCCCCUGGUCCAGAGGGGGUCGCCUCGUCCCGGCUCAAGCUCCAGCGAGAUCUAGGCCUUUGUCGGGUUUCUGUCGGUGCUGGGCAGGGUCUUGGGCUUUAUCCCCGCGUACCACCGUGGUUGGGGGUCGGAGUAGUCACCGUUGUGGCACUAAGUUUGCGGUUGGCCCCCAGUUUGCUCCGAUUUUUGGGCCCUGGAGCGGGAGCUCAGACAGAGCACAUCUGAUCCUGUCGGCGGUCAGGCCCCGCCCCCCUUUAAUUUUAUUUUUUAUCUGUAAUAGGACUAGGUAUUCUAGCAGUCAAUGAUAGAAAAGGGUUUAAUACGGGCAAAUUCCUGCUACCCCGAGAGGAGGCACAGUAGUAGUGUCCACUUUUUAUUAAAGGGAUUAGAUCCAAGGUGACCCCUUUGCACAAGGCUGUAUCCUGGAGCUAUCCAAUUGAGAGGCUGAACUCCCUUUGAGCCAGGUGUAAAACCAAAUGCAAAGGACCUGCUGUCCUAUUUGGUUAUUGGACAGGAACCAAAUAAUUGAGCGCAUGGGAAGCAAUACGACUUCUGCAAAUUAUUUUAGUUAUUGGGCACUCUGAUAAUAAUCAACAUUUGUCAUGGUGCAUAGAUUGACAUUUGGAAUGUGUGGUCUUUUUAUUUAUGUGGCCUUGAAUUGGUCUUGAAUAUAUUAAAGUGUAGGGAAAACAGUAAAAGUGUAAUAGCUUGUGCAGUGACCCACUUACAUUUCAAACAGAUUUAAACUUUAUUUUACUUACAGAGGAACCUAUUCUAGUUCAUUGACUAUCCUAAUGAUCAGUGCAGUAUAUUUCCUUUGCAGUAUUAUCGGUGUUACCUCAUUAACUUUUUUUUUUGUUUGUUUUUUGGCGUUUUAUAAUUUUUUAAAAAUUUUUUUCCCAAAAGUCACGUGUGUUUCCAUUGCUUCAUUUAGUUGGCUACUGCCAAUAAAAAUAAAAAUGUGGCCCUAUUAAUGAGCUUAGAUUGCACUAUCCAAAUAUCUAGAAAACAUAUAUUUGUAAUAUUUCGGUAAAUCAUACUGGUGCUGUUGUCAAAUUGAAGAGGGCGGUCUGUUUUUCAAGUGCAAAGUUCAUGAAUUUGACCCCCACUCAUUGCUUUCAUAUAUAUAGUGAUUCCACGGCACUAUGACUUUUAUAUACAUACUUACAUAGCUAAAAGAGGCAUGUGUACAUCCAGUUCAGCCUUCUUCACAUCUAUUUUUUGCUGUUGAUCCAAAAGAAGGCGAAAAACACUGUUUGAAACACUUUCAAUUUUGCAACAAACUAGGGGGAAAAGCGUUCUUGACCCCACAAUGGUAUUUAGAUAUUUCCUUGGAUCGAGAAGCUGUUACCCCACCAAUUAAAAAUAUCCCCGAAUCCCAUAAUAUCUCAUACUAUCCCAUAAUACUUUAUGGAUUCAGUCGAGUGCAUUAAAACAUUGCUGGUAAGAGUAAUAUUUAAUCAAUACACUCAGGGAUUUUUAUAGAUUAGAGUGGUGCUCCAAGGACCAUAACAAUUUGUGUUGCGUAGGUUAGGUUCAAGGAGGUCACGUCUCCCUGCACACAGUUGCUUGAAAUAGCUGAAGCUUUCAGAUUACACCUUCAGUGCCCGAAGACAUGGUGUGCUUAAACUAUAUCCUUCUAGAAAACAAUGGUUCAUUUUCAUUGUAUUUGAAUAAAAAGUUUAAAGGAAAAAUAAAAACUUCAUGAUUUUUUUUUAGAGGCAGCUUAAUGUAGUGGUUCUGGUGGCUAUCGCGUGUAUCUGUAACCUUAGCACUCUAAACACUGUUUUCAGAGAAAAUGAAAUGUUUACAUUGCUGGCUACUUAUUCCACUAGUAACAGUCUCUCAGACAGCCACUAGAGGUGCUUCUCUAUGUUCAGUUUCUCCAUGCUCUGCGUGGAGGCGCUGAAUGUUCCCCAUAGAGAUGCAUUGAUUCAAGGCAUCUCUACAAGGAGAUGCUGACCGGCGCAGCGUUUUGCCGCACAUGUGCAAUAGCCUCCCAAUGCUUUCUUAGGGGAAGGCAUUGAAUUGAUUGAGAUCAUCAAGAUUGGUUAUCUCUGCCAUGGAGGCGGGACUGCCGCACUGAGAGGAAAAAAUGUGAGUAAACUCACCUGUCCACUGCGCAGACAGUGUCUGAGUGCAUGUUUGUAUUGUGUUCUUUUUAAUCAAUUCAAUAAACAGCCAAUUUUCACCACACUGCAUAAGAAUGUUGUAGAUGAUGUUAAUGUGUUGUGAAUGCCUCUAUAGUGGCACCAAUAGGUAAAGAAAGGUAUGAACAGGUUUUUAUUCUUCUGGAAAAUACACAAUUAAAUAAAACACUGAAAAUCAAGUUUUCCAUCUAGUGCUUCUUUUGCGCAAAGUAAUUUUUUUAGCAACAUAUUUAGCCAUCUUUACGCCAUCUUUUCCAAUAAAGUAUUCUUUCAUCCGGUAGUCUUCUGAACUGGAAAAUGUUGUGAAAACUAUGAAAAAAAGAUCUGGCACCAUUUUAGAAAGUGUAUUUAAAUUAAAUAGGGUUUAAGUAAACACAAUAGAAGUGUAAUUAUUUCCUCUAUAUUUGAGAUUAAGCAAGAAGUGCAUGUUAAAUCCAAAUAAGGAUACAAAGUCAUGAUGGAGUAGAUAUCGGAAUAAGCAGCUUUUUAUACUUUGUAAUUUAUUUAAUAAAUUCUAUACCCCAGAUAGCACAAUUCUCAGGUGAACAUGUGAGUCUUGAACAAAGUGUUUUGGAAUUCUGCUGUAAAGAGCCUUCGUUCUGGUGAUUGCAUCACAUGGAUACCUAAUAAGUUUGAGCCUAGUAAUGUAGGACGCAAGUUUAGUUUGGAUAAACCAUAUGGAAAACAAAUUGCUUCUAAUCCAUUACAAAUGUGUUAUCAGGGGAGACCCUUUAAAUUUGGAUUUGAUACAAUAGCAAUUGUGUAUCAUUUUCAUAAGUCUUCAAGAUGAAUUUAUCACUGUUAAUAUGUAGAGGAAUCUAUACUUGAGGACACUGAGGAAGCCUGUUUUUGUAUGGUGGGGAGGGCUUCACUUGGAUGUACAAAAGAGCACUAAGUAAUGAGUCAAACUUGUCAGUUACAAAUGUUAAAAGGAUAACAAAAUAACUUUAGCUUAAAGGAACACUAUAUCAGGAAUACAAACAUUACUUGGGUACCCCCCAUUUCCCCCCCCCCUCUUAACGCUUUUUAAUAGUGUUAAAUAUUACCAUUAUGCCAGCUUGCUCCACCCUACCUUCUUGGCUAAGAGCAUCAGAAUUGACUAUCUCAGUCAGUCCAAUGCUUUCAUAAGAGAAAGCAUUGGAUUGACUGAGAUGGUCAAUUCAAAUUAUCUGAGCCGUGGGGGAGGGGGGCAGAGCCAAACGCCACGCUGGCCAAUCAACAUCUCUUCAUAGAGGUGCAUUGAAUCAAUGUGGAAAGUUCAGCGUCUCCAUACAGAGCAUAUAGACGCUGAACAUCUGACCCAGGAAGCACUUCUAGUGACUGACACUGGAGGUCUCCCUAGGCAGCAAUGUAAACACUGCCUAUUCUCUUGCAUUUGUAUUACACAGCCAUGUUACAGUGCUGCCGUACUCCCCAGUGGUGUAUUUUGAAAGGGUGACCGAUCUCAGGCACCCCUUACAAAAUGUUGUCACUAUACAAGCAUGCCAUAUGCUUGGUAAGCAAUUAGGCUUAUAAUAAGAUGCAAAAAUAGCCAAAUUCAAGUGUUUUUCCUGCAAACUGUUUUAACAUACAUUUUUGAAAUCCUUCCUGUUGGUUCUCUGUAACUCCCAGUUUAAUUACUGUCAUGAUUAGCUUGCUAUCAUCACACAGUGUUCUGCGAUUCUAAGUUAUUGCCUGUUCUACAGUAAACUUUUUUGGGUUACUGAGUUCAUUCUCUUAUACAAGUGAUGAUAAUGGAAAUACAUUGCAUGUAUUGUUUUUUUAAUAACUGUUCUACUGUAAUGAGUACACUUAACUGUGCUCAUUCCUCCUCAUUAUGAGUACAUUAGAGAACAAUAGAAGGCUUCUCGGUUCACGGAUUAUAGAGUUUUCGAGUAACUGCUUUAGAUAGAGUGCAUUUUGGGGAAAAAAUACUGCCUGGAAGUUACUUGUCCUCUGUGUGCUAACUUUAUAAAGUUAUUACUGGUUUAUGAAUAGGUCUAAUAGCUUGUAAUGGGAAUAGUCUAAAUCAGUGAGCAAAAGCUACAUAUUGAUUUUAAAGAGUGAUCAUAAAAAAUGGUUUAUUUUUAAAGCAGGUGUUAGAAGGAUACUAUACCCAUCAGAACAACUACAUCUUAAUUUUCCUUUAAGGUAAAUUAAAGGGACACUAUAGUCACCUGAACAACUUUAGCUUAAUGAAGCAGUUUUGGUGUAUAGAACAUGCCCGUGCAGCCUCACUGCUCAAUCCUCUGCCAUUUAGGAGUUAAAUCCCUUUGUUUAUGAACCCUAGUCACACCUCCCUGCAUGUGACUUGCACAGCCUUCCAUAAACACUUCCUGUAAAGAGAGCCCUAUUUAGGCUUUCUUUAUUGCAAGUUCUGUUUAAUUAAGAUUUUCUUAUCCCCUGCUAUGUUAAUAGCUUGCUAGACCCUGCAAGAGCCUCCUGUAUGUUAUUAAAGUUCAAUUUAGAGAUUGAGAUACAAUUAUUUAAGGUAAAUUACAUCUGUUUGAAAGUGAACCCAGUUUUUUUUUCAUGCAGGCUCUGUCAAUCAUAGCCAGGGGAGGUGUGGCUAGGGCUGCAUAAACAGAAACAAAGUGAUUUAACUCCUAAAUGACAGUGAAUUGAGCAGUGAAAUUGCAGGAGAAUGAUCUAUACACUAAAAUGGCUUUAUUUAGCUAAAGUAAAUAGACUUUAUAAAUAUAUAUCAAUAGUAUCAGCGCUUAGCAGACCAACCCCUUAUUUACAAGUAUAGGGACAGAGAUAAAAAAUGCUCUAAAGUUUGAUCAUAAAAUAUACUUAUACAAUGUCCAGUGCAAGUGUCAGAGUGGAGAUAUAUCCAAAUAAAUAGUCUUAGUAUAAGGAUAUUCCCACGCUGUGUGAGGGUUUAUGCUGAUAACGGAUCAAAUUUAAUCCUCUGUCUUUGUGUCUGCUCGGCUACUUUGUAUCAAUCUUUAAAAAAGGAUACUUGACAUAGCAUAAAACAGUUACACAUAGUAGAGAACUCACAUUUAGGUGUAUUCCUACCAUCUAUUGGUUUUAAUUUUUUACCUUUACCAUUAAGCUGAAGUGGUCUGGGUGCCUAGAGUGGUCCUUUAAGCACCAUAAAUAUACAGCCCAGUCAGGUAAGUUGGCAAAAUGUUCUAAAAUGGUUUCAGAUAUUACUCUGUGAGGGCACCACGGCACGCUGCAUGCAGAGAAGGCAGAUAAAGGAAAAGCCCGAGUGCAUUUACAUUUUUUUUAAAUGAAAGAUUUACCUACCCUUAUCCAGCACUGAGGCUCACUUUGUGCUGCUUAUCUCUGCUUUCUACAACGUCAUGGAGGAUCAAAUACAAUGCUCAUCAUAGAGGCCUUCAAACUUCCUCAUAGGAAAGCAUUGAAUCAGUGGAAGUGGAAACUCCUCUCAUGGUUGUCAGUAUCUAAACAGUGCAGUUUCUAAAAAAAAAAUGUAGUGUUUCACAUUGCAGGUUAAAAGGCCAGGGACACUGCUCUCAGACCACUUUAUUGAGAAUAAUAAGUAAUUGUAAUAUAAGCUGUAUGCUGUUUUAUUAUACACUUAACUUUUAAAUGAAACAGGCACACUUUCUACCUCUGUCUCCAACUUGCAUUUUCCACUUUUGCAUCAAAAUUACUGCUGUACAUUCUGUCCUGACUUUGUGAGGGUGAAAACAGCUGUUCGUUCUCUAUGGUAGACAGCUGAUAACUAAGCUGUGUCCCAGAACCAUUUGAUAUCCUCAUAGAUGUCUACUUGUGGGAUAGGCACAGCAGAGUUACAGAAAGUAACAGUGCUAUUUAGUCACUUGAGAAUUACUGGGUGAAGUAAAAAAUGUAGGCCAGUUCUGUUUUGCUAUUUCGGCCUUAAAAGGACACUGUAGUCACUAUAAGCAUUUCAUCUCUUUGAAUUGGUUAUAGUGCCUGGAGUACCCUGGCACUGUCCCUCCAUUCAGUGUUGCACCAUGUUCAUGUAGUAUGCCACAAAAUAAGAGUCCUUGGCCACCCACAGUACGGUCCCUUCAGUAUGUGUAGCUAAGGCAGAGAUUACACACCUUGUUGUCAUACCCACUCAUACCGUCAGUUGGAACUCUGACAGGGUAAAAGCAGUCAGCUGACACUCUCAGCCAAUCACAGCUGCCCAUUUCUGCUCAGGCUAAUACUUCCUUAUUAGCCAAAGCAGCACAGAGGGGAUGGAUUGCCGGGGACUCUUGUUUAGCAUUAAAACUUUAAAAACUGUUUAAUGCUGAUAGAAAUGAUGGUACCAGAAGACUCCAGACACUAUAACCAGUUUAAUGAGAUGAAGCAGAUACAGUGCCUACGGUGUCCCUUUAAAUUUGAACUUCACCAUGAAUUAGCUGUUAAUUCUCUGUAUAGGAUAACUCUGUUCAUUUAUGUUAUACUUCUUUGCAGUGCUCUAUGAGCAUAGUGAGAGUGCAUGGCAAAAGAUACUUACUGUUUUUACUUACUGUUUGUAUGUAUAUGUACAAUAUAUAUAUAUAAAAAAAAAAAAAAAAAUUUUAUGCAUGGCAAUAACUUAGCAACUGCUGAUUGACUGCACAUUGUGAUGAUUAUAACAAUUCCCAAAUCGUUCUUGUGUUACGUCAUUUAGGGUAUAAGUUGCUUGUGCAUUUAUUUUACCCCAAAGUGCAUAACUUUGCAUUUUUCUACAUUAAAUUUUAAGCUGCUAUUUAAGUGCCUAGUCCCCCAAUCUGAAUAAAGAGUUUUGUGUCAUCUUCAAACACUGAACAUGACUUGUAAUGCCUAUUUCAAGAUCAUUUGUAAAUUAUUGUGUUAUUGCAUAGCUGAGGGAUACAUAGCUUUUAUUGUUCCGAUUUUUCGUUCCAAAAGGUUUUUCAAUUGCCCCCCCUUUUUUUUCUUUUCUAAUGCAAAGUUUAUUCUUUCUGUUCUGAAACUGGGUUUUAUAUAGAUUCAUGUUUCUAUGUAGUUCUGCCACUUUUACAAGCUAAGUCAUAUGAAUAUAUUAUUCAAAUUUCAGUUGCCGUCGGUAUUCAUACACUUAGCUCUAUUUUACUUGAGAUUAUGUCUCCUUUAUUUUACAUUUCUAUGUAGAACAUGGUCUGCAUUGCAUGUAGUGAUCAUUUGGGAAAAUAUCCAACAUUGUCUGUAUAUAUCCAUUUUUUUCCCUCUCUUUAAUAUAAAUAUUCUUCCUCUUUCCAGGAGACUAUAUACUAGAUGCUAAACCAAAAGAAAUUUCUGAAGUUCAGCGUCUCAACUAUGAGCAGGUGAUGAAUAAAUGAUUGAUUAUCUUUCUCUCUUUUCUGGUAUCUAGUGAUACUUAAUUGCCUUGAUUUAAUAAAAAUCCAAACUAUAUUCCUAAUCAAUAAUUGUAUUUAUUAAAGUAGUACAGCACUCUAUUUUGGUUGUCAUUUUAUUAUAUUUGUUUUACAGAAAAAAUGAUUGUUCCUGAUCUUUGUACCUUUUGGCCAAAGUUUUAGUUAAGGCAGGUACUUGCCCCACCUAGGCAACUUCAUGGACUUCCAGUUGGUUAAUGUAAGUUGUGGAGGCAGGAUUCAUUACUUGUAUUGUUUUUCAAAGUCUCCCAAUAUCACAGUCCCUUUGGUAGAAAAUGAAUGGGGGGAGAAUAGGAAUUCCAACUGGAACUGUCCACUUGGAAUUCAGUCCUACACAUCAACCAAUUAGUAGGCUCCUAGCGCUUGAGAAUGUCAAGUAAGUAUCAGCAGGGUUGGUAUAAUCCCUUUAGGUCCGUUAUAACCUGUAGUUAGCAGACAAUUUGCACCCGUGGCUGUCUCUACCAUAAACGUUCAGUCAGCAUCUGGCAAUUCCCAUGAGAGGUGUGCAUGAAUUCUGGUGAGACAUUGCAUCCUUUGAAGUUAAAGAGAAUGCGGUCAAAGCUUCUCUGGCCUUACACUUAUUUUGUUAUUACUGCUGUGCCUAUGCAAUACCAUUAGUAUGCUCCAGUAGCUUAAACUGACGUUUAAUUGCAUAUGUGUUUAUCUGUAAUUAGCCAACAGAUCAAACCAUGGCUCCUGGAAAACUCCUUCUGUGCAGCAUUUUGAGCUCUAGUUCAAGCGCUAGAAUGGGAGUUAUAGGUUACCUCUAUGAAUAAAGUAUGUGAGUUGGGGGGAUGGACUUGUACCUGCAAGGAUUUCUUUAAAUAAUAAUUUCUGUUGUUUAUAUAAGUCAUUAUGCUUUUUAGAGUGCUUAAAGUUCUGACAUUGCAUACAUUGACAAUGCAAAUGAUUUGAUUUGGAUAUUUUAAAAUGUAAAACCCCAAUAUGUGCAAUGCAGGACUGUGUUCUCCACUGCAAAACUAUAGAUAAUUAUCUUUUUACUACACCCAUACAGUAGCAGUCUAUGUGAGAAACCCCUUUUUUACUGUGACCGUUCAAUAUGUUGAUAGGCCUGACUGGAUUUCAAGUACAUAACUUACAGGGAGCGGAAUUUGCUAUUCACAUAUUAAAAGGGCACUCCUGGCACCAACACAACUUCAUCCAAAUAAAGUUAUGAUGCCUGGAGGCUCCCAGGGGCACUCUUUCCUCAAGGGGCACCCACACCACUUCAGCUCAUUGAAGUGGUCUUGGUGCACUGUCCCUGUCCCCCUAACCAUGCAAUGGUAAUUAAUGCAGUUGCUGAGGGUUAAGACUGCCUCUAGUGGCUGUCAAUCCUCUGCAUGAGGACAUCCAGUGUAAGUCAAUCCCCACCACGGACCUUGAUGCCGGAAUCAGGUUAGUACAGGAAGAGUAUUUUAAUUCUUACUAUAUUAGUGUAAUGCUAGCACUAUAGUAUACCUUUAACACUCCUUUUUAAAGGAAACUUUAUAAUUCCGAUACGUGUAAGUGCAAACAAGUCUCCAUUUUCAUUUGACAUUGUCUCACUAAUAUAACAGUUUUCCCAUGUACAGAUUUUUUUCAGGAAGUCACACGGCAAAAUAUUAGAUGCCCUUUUCAACUUGUAAAAUUGACAGUUAUUUCCUAUGUUGCCUUUGAGAGAACAUGUUACCCAAAGGAAGAAAAUUGCCCCCAUGAUGGCAUAUUAUUUUAACAAGUAUUCUAAAUGUAGUAUUUUCAGUUCUAUGAUGUAGCCUAUUUAUAAUGGUUGGAUAGAUUGUAGCGGGACUUCUGGGUCUUUAGGCGACAUUUGGUUGCCUAAAUGACGCUGGACGUAUUCACGCUAUGCAUGAGGACUUCCAGCGUCACCGAAAUCCCCACAGGAAAGCAUGGAAUAAUUUUUUGCUAUGGGGAAGUCCUAAUGCGAGCGUGGCCAUUGCUGCGCAUUAGGUUUCCCUGCCGGCUGGUGUGAAGGCAGACCCAAGCCAUCGCCGAGGGACAUCGGAGCUUGAGCCUGGUAAGUGAUAGAAGGGAUUAUAUAUGUUUUCCUGGCACUAUAAUUUCCCUUUUAACAAUUAUCAGUCACUUUACUGUCAAACCCUUGAGGACGAGUUCUUUGACUGAAAAGCAGAAGUUAGGCUCAUUAUAUGAUUUUUUUUUUUUGGUAUCCCCCGAACUGCUCCAAAGCAAUCUGAGAAAGCUUUAAUAAAAGAAAUGUUGUGAUAUAACCUGUUGCAUAAGUAAUUUGAUUGCAUUUUAAGUUGUUAUAAAAAUUCUAGAAACAUUUUGCAGAAACCAUUCCAUUGCUGCCUUAGGGCAUUCAAUACGUUCUUAUUCAGCCAUAAAUUCAGGAGUGGUGAAUAUAACCAAUCCGGAUUGUGAUCUCAAAUAAAACAUGGUUGUGUCCUUAAAUAUGUGUUUUAUGGGACAUGCUAUGGCUAAGGACACAAUUAUUUUGGACAUAUAGACUAGUAUGGUUAGUGCACAAAUAGUAACCCUUUUUAUUUAUUUAUUUUUUUAAUAUUAUUCCAACUUCAAAACUGCACAUUAACAUGCUGGUAAAAUAGAAAUAUAUUGAUAGUUCUUUUUUCAGUUUUUCAUUCUUUAGUAUGAUUGAGUUACGUUUUAAGUAAUAUUUGUUCUAAUUGAAAGGGGAUAUUUUAUUCACAAUGAUUUGAAAACCCCUUUCUUAUAUUAUUAUUUGCAUGUAGCCAUGUCAUUUUAAUUGCCAAGUUCUCUUAGGUCAGAAACAUGAAACAUUUAAGCCGUUAUGCUUGUGUGUGUGUGUAUAUAUAUAUAUAUAUAUAUACACACACAUAAUUAAUACAAAGUUAAACAAAAAUCCGCACACCAGUCAAGCCAUAAAAGUUGCUUUUCCCACAGAAAUCCCAUAACUACAGCGAUGUCACAACCGCAAAGGAUUCUGGGUGGGCAUAUGCAAAUUAGUUUAACAAAGGAUCACAUUUUUGUCUCAUUCCAUUUUAAACAUGGAUUCCUUUUAACCCCUUAAGGACCAAACGUCUGGAAUAAAAGGGAAUCAUGACAUGUCACGUGUCCUUAAGGGGUUAAUCUGUUUGCGCUGUAUACAACAGCUUGAAACACAAUAUAGGAAAAGAUGCAAAACCAGUGAGCCACUCAUGGACAGCUGUUUCGUUGUUAAUGCAACUAGUCAGCAUGAGGUUGGUUACUGGUUUGCUUAUUGAGGCUUGGUAGUGCUUGGGAAGCAAAAUCCAAAUAGGUUAUGGUGGGGAAAAAUUGUGAUUGAAAACCCCUUCCACCUGAAGUCUGUGGAUAAUUAAUACAAUGUUGAACAAAAAUCUGCACACCAAUCAAGCCAUAAGACUUGCUUGCUUCUUUGUUAAACUAAUUUGCAUAUGCCCAACCAGAAUCCUUUGCGGUUGUAACAUCGCUGCAGUUAUGGGAUUUCUGUUUGAAAAGCAAGUCUUAUGGCUUGACUAGUGUGCAGAUUUUUUUUUAACAUUGUAUUAAUUAUCCACAGACUUCAAGUGGAAGGGGUUUUCAAUCACAAUUUUUCCCCACCAUAACACCAUUGACUUUUUAAAUGGAUUGAAUAAAAGUUAAAUUUUAUUUGAAAAUCUCUAUAAAGUCCUUGGAGUGCGGUCAUUUCUGAGAUAGAGAUAUAUAGAUAUAUAUGUAUGUAUGUAUGUAGUAUACAGGAAUUCUGGUAGUUCAAUAAAGAUUAUAAGAUUAUAAUUUUCCUGUCCUAUAGCGGCAGCACAGGAGAUCUUUUAUCUUUUCUACAGAUCUUUGAUUUUCAUUUCACUAUAUGAAUAAUUUUUUUCUUUUCAGAAUAUGAGUGAUGCAAUGGCUAUCCUACACAAACUGCAGACGGGGCUUGACGUCAAUGUGAAGUUCACUGGUGUGAGUGUGUUUGAGUACACCCCAGAGUGCAUUGUGUUUGAUCUUCUUGAUAUACCCCUAUAUCACGGAUGGUUGGUGGAUCCACAGGUAUAUUGAUUUGUUAUAAAUAUAUAUAGAAAAUUUAUAAAUGUGUAUUUUUGUUUCUUCUUGUUAGUUUUGUGCUGUCUUGUCUUUUUAGUCAAUGCCAGUCAGUGUAGGUAAUUAACUAUCUAACUUGAAGAGGCAAUCUGUUUUCAAUUUCUGCUCAUUAUCAUUAUUUGUGGGAAAGGGAGAUUUUUCAUUAAAGGACCCUUCCACACCCCAAACAUGCUGGAGUGCUUUAUGGUUGAGGAGUAUCAUAGUUUAACCGCAGUUUAUAAAAUUGCUGAUUUCUGUAAGAAAUCAGCACUUUUAUAAUUAAGUAGGGAACACACCCCUGGCUGUCAAUCAAAUAGCCAGGGAGGUUUGCAACCCCCUUCUGUUAGCUCCUCUGAUCUAAAGAAAGUGGCAGGCACUCUCCACUUGACGACCACACAGACCAGAAGUGUGCGUGUAAGAAAAAUUCAUGCAUGUAUUCAUCGGAAGUAUAUCUCAUAAACAGCGAUUUAUUUUUAAAAAAAUUUAUAUAACAUGUGGGUACAGUAAAUGGGUAAGAGGAAAAUUACAGCUAAACACACACACUGCAGAAAUGUAAAAACAGCCCUGGUCCCAAACCGUAAGAAAAUUGAAAAGCAGUCUGGUCACUAAGGGGUUAAAGAUGAUUUAUGUGCUCUUAACCUACUUUCAGCUUUAAUACCUUCACCUAACACAAAUACUCUUAGUGGCUGUUGACAUUGUCAUUAUUGUUCGCAUGUGAGGCACAUACGUACAGUCUUCUAAAUCAGAACUUUUAUCAGAAACGAGGCUUGUAUAACUACCACAGUAUUAUACAUGUAUCCAAAAUGUUACCUGUCUAUGCCACAUUCAGGACUGAAAAUAGAGAAGUAUUAAUUGUUUUUUUUGUAAAAUGUUAAUAGUUUCAGCCUUUCUGUAAAAUCCUAUAAUCUGCAGUACCUUCAAUAAGGAGCCAGGGUGUCCAAUUUAAAAAUAAAAUUAAAUUGGUGUAAUUAAAAUUAUAGAAUAUAGUCAUUCUAAGUGCCCUUCAAAAUAACAAAACCAAAUACAAUUAAUUUCUCAUAAUUAUAAAUCCCUGCAUUGACUUACAAUGGCAAGCCUUUUAUUAGAUAUAAAACUAUGCAUGAGAAAGUUGGCAGGAUAGAAAAUAUCCUCUUUAUUUACCUGUUGUCAAAUAGCCCUUUGUGCUGGGCAUGCUGUCACAUUUUCAUUAAUGUCGUGCUUGCCAUGUCCACCUUUGUUGGGUAAAGCCUUGUCGGCUGUCUUAUAAUAACUUUGCUGCCUUUGUUAUAUACAGGAUUUUGCAAAGAACAGACUGCAAAUACAAAUCUAAAUAUAAACAAAAACCGUAUACGAGUGGAUGGUGAAAUAAUAUCAAACAAGUGUAGGCAAGCCCCUGUCAUGAGGUCACUCCAAAACCUUUAUACAAACAACCACAGAAUCCUGAUUAAUAGAUCAGAAAAAACAGGGCGCCACAAUCACAAAGUUAAAUUCAAUCUGGAGAUUCCCAUGGAUAGGAGGGAUAAAUAGAUGUAAGAAAAAUAUCCACUUUAUUAGUAAUAUAUCCAGGUAAAAUAAGCAAUAGCACACACACAAAUGUGCAAAAUGGCAAUACAAUGUUAAAAAGCCAAAUAAGACACGAUGGCCCCUACGGACAGCAGCUUCAGCUAUACAGAUGACUGUGCAGAUAUAACAAAGUGCCAGUGCAAAAAGUGCCAAAGUACAAAAAAUGACAAAUGACACUACACAACACAAAAACCAACAGUGUACUGACAAGAUAAGACUGCUUUACCAUCAAUACAGGGCUCUCGUAGCUGCUUAACGUGUUUCGUCGGUUAGACUUCUUCAGGAGAUUCUCUGUUCCCCUUGGCGUCUUAUUUGAUGGAACAUUCUGUCACCAUGGAGUUUUCUUACUUUCAUUGGGGGGGAAAAUUCCAUCUGGGGCUCUCUGCAGUACAAGGCUAAAUAGGGCCCUGGGAUGAGGCACCUGUGACAGGGAGGGGUGCAAAAAUCCAAGUAUGUCAGAGGCUCAGCUGCCCUUGUUUUAGGUAAACUUUAUUGCAGCACUUGGGUAAAAUCACAUCACAUUUUGAAUAGUUCAUUAAUCAUGUGCAUGAUUAUCCUCGUCUAUAUGUUGAAUGGUUGAUGGAGGCUUUUGGUUGCUUUUUGCAACACAAUUUACAGCAAUACAAAUUUGUUUUGUGUUUUUGGCCAAGUACCCUUGAUUUGUUUUUUUAUAAACCAUGCACAUGGCUGUUCUCCAUCUUUUCUUUAUUAUUGAUAUCAUACAUUUAAAGCAAAAUGCAAUUUUUAAUUCUCCCGACUUCUUAACUUUGCUUUAAGCAGUGGGCUUGUAGAGCAUGUAUAGGUGAAGAAUACAUCCUUCUUGCUGUGAUUGACGUAUUAAAAUGUUACUAGAGCAACGGUCCACAAUUGGUAGAAAUCAAUGUAUUGAUCCACUGGCAACUAAAUUCACAAUUUAAUCUUUUUUUUCUAUUUUUUAUUUUAUUUUAUUAAAGUGCAUUAAAAUGUAGCGCUUUAAUGCACUUCAUUCACCCAGAAAAUAUACUCUACAUGGAUUUUAUAUUCUUUUUCGAGAGAUAAGUAUUUUUAACCAACUGCUUUUCUCUUUUUUUUUUUUUCUCGAAAACAUAGUAUCAUUAGUGCAUUUAGUGUAGUACUAUUUCUGGUACUGAUGAAAAUGGCAACAGAAUUAACAAAUUGUAUCAUUUUCAGAAUUAUUACACUUCUGGACAUGUGAACUAUUUGUCUAGCCCUAUAUGACACCUUUGCUUUUGACAGAUCCUUGUUUACUGAUAAAAUUCUAUUUGUUUUUCUGGGUCUACUGCAUGAGCUGUUAUUAUAUAUUCCAUUCUGAGUGCCUGGGAAAUUCUUGUUUGUUGUGAGAGCUGUGCAGGAAUUGAGUUUUUUUUUUCUGUGGUUUUAAUUGACUUUUAUUUUAUGUCACUUCAAAGAUUUAAUCUGUAAACAUGAAUCGGAUGCAAAUGAUUUUGAUGCUUUUUUCCCCACUGUGGUCUUCUCAAUACAGUGUAUGUUUUUUUUCCCAUCUUCUAGAUUGUCGAGGUUGCAACAGCCGUUGGCAACUGUAGUUAUAACCAGCUGGUUGAGAAGAUCAUCUCAUGCAAGCAGUCCGACAGGAGUGAGCUUGUUAGUGAAGGUGGGUGAGUGAUUUUGAAUAUUUACACGUAAUACAUGUGACGUCUUUGUUUUAAAUUGGAAAUGUCUUUCUUGUAUACCCAUCUCACCUUUUAAAGUAAAUGUUAAUAAAUCCUGGAUAAGACAGAAACCCUGAUAACGAAUAGUGUAAUAUAAAGAAUACAAACCCCAUACAGAGAGAGCAUUCAGUCUUUUUGGUAUGAGAGCCAAAUAUUCAAACAUUUGCCUUUAUGGAGCUGGAUUAUUUUCCAAGCAAUGCACCAUAAAAUAUAGUGUGGGUAUCCAGGAGCUAUAAAUUGGAAGUGAGAUACACGUAAUAAAGUUAGGAAAAAUAGAAUACAAAUAAUUGGCAAUAACAUUGACAAAUAAAAUGUGCAGAAUAGUAUGCAAGUUACUAGUUGAUAAAAUUACUACAAUUGAUAAGUCCAAAACAAAGUCCAAAAAUAAGUUUUUUAAACAUGUUAGUAAAUGUACAGUCUUAUCUGUAUAUCUGAAAAUCAUGGCUUCCACAGGAAAUUAAGGAGUAGACAUGUGCAUUCAUUUUAAGAAUGACAAAAUUACCGAAAAUUUCUGAAAAAGAAAGCAAAGCCACCAUUGACCUUAUGGCUUCAAGACCGAAUUCAUUCAGCCAUUCCCACAAUCAGCCACUGGCUGCUCACUGUUUAUCAGAAAUGCCUAUUUGCCAUAUUAUGAGUGGUGGCGUGGCAUGUCUGCUAAGCAACGAGCAGCCAGUACAUUUCUUCCCCUGUGUCCCACCUUACAGAAUGGGGAUGGACAGAACUCUGACUGACAUUGCAUCAUGUUGGAAAGCCCUUAUAACUGCUUGCUUUGAGAUAGAGAGAGAGAGAUAUAUAUAUAUAUCUCUAUUUAUUUUUUAAUCCCCACCCCACCCCUGCCUUAUAGCGUGUUAUUAGGGUGAGGUAAUACUUAGGGUGAGGUAAUACUUUAGGUCCCCCCCCCCUUCCUGUUUUUCUAAUAGCUGCCACCCGCUGGCCAUGGGUGGAGUUGUGGACCGUGAUAUUUCCACUUCCAAUGAAUUAUUGUGAAGUUCCCCACCAGAUGCUCACUGGGGGCCACUCUAACACCCCCACCCCCACAAUUUAAUUUUAUUGUAUUCAAAAUAAAUGUGUAUGUAUGUAUGUACAGGUCUACUAUUCACUCUUUUUCUUUGCAUGGCGUGGUUUACAUAUGAUACAUGUCUGCUAUUAAAUAUGGUUUAUUGCUUUCACUUAAAGGAACGUUAUACUGUUAGGAAUACAAAGCUGUAUCCCAAGACUAUACUCUCACUCUGCCCCCGUGGCACCAUAACCCUUUCUUCCCACUGGCUGGCAAUGAAAGGGUCAAAAACCCUUCUAACACUUAAUUCCAGCACCAAAGUCCCUUGGUGCUGGGUUGGUCUCCUCCUCUGCAAACACCACGGUGAUAUGGAUACAUAAUGUGCAGAAAGUGCUGCGCGAGCAUUAGGCCUUCCCCAUAGGAAAGCAAUGAAUUGAUGCUUUCCUAUUGUUUUUUUAAAAGACACUGGAUGUCCUCGUGCAAGCAUGAGGACGUCCAGUGUCUUUUCACAGACUUAAUCUCCAUGAAACUGCAGGAAGCAAUGAUAUUAGUACUUGAUUAGUACUUGAUGAAUGUUUAAGCAAAAGUUUAACAUUUUGGCAUUACUUUGUCUUUGUUAAUUGUUACCCCCCAAACAUAUUCUAUGUUUAGUGUUGCUUCCCCUACACAGGAGAAAAUGACCUUGCUGUAGAGGAGAAAAUACAGUUAUCUGUGAGUGUGUCCGUUGCGUUCAAUUUCUAAAAACAUAACUAAGAAUAUGAAUUCUAAACAGCAACGUUGUAUUUUAGUACACGUAUCCUAUUGUUCAGUGCUAAGAAUGGCAAGUAAUGUGUUUUGAUAGAUUCUCUGUACUGCUAUCGGCAAAAUCUUAUUGCAAGGGAUGAAACAUGGUCCGAAAAUACGUUGAGACAACUCUUCCAACUUUAGGUGAGAGCUGUCAACAAAAUCGCACCUUACACUGCCUAACAUAACUCUCUUGGAAGGAAUUGUUGUGCUGGAAAAGAUGAUAGUUUGGGGCGAUAAGCAGUUCUUUCUGUUCUAAAUGAGAAAGAUUUAUUGGAAAUUCGUAAUUUGAUGAAGAAGUCAAUGCAUUUUAUUUAUUUUUUUUGGAAAAUGUGUUUUGUUUUUUUUUUAACCUGCAGUUUACUUGGUUCUUAUAUUAUAUUAACACACAGGAGAGUUAAUCUGGGUAGCAGCGUGUAUCAGAAAUGCAUGCAUUCUCUGCUACAGUGCACAAAUCAGACAUGGAUCUGGGAAAAGGCAGUCACCUGUUAAAACAGAUUACUGUAUGAUUGAUGAAACUGGACAUUUAAUACAUUUUCUUCACUGGAGGUAUGAUUACCAAAUGUAAUCCAAUUUAGUUUUAGUUUUGUUUAGUCCCAGGCGCCUCUUUUCACUUUCAAGCUACAGUCUAAACAAAUGCUAAGAUUAUAAAACACACAGAAAAGUUUGCUUGCUAUUUUAAUUGGAAUCCUUCUAUAACAUCUAUAACUUUCUAACACACACUGGGUUGGAAACGGGAGGGGAGCAGAGGAAAACUUUAGUGUAAGGAAUAAAACUUUGCAUUCCAAACACAGUGUUACUUUAAGGUGCAUGUUGAUAUAUGUUUUUAUUAUUAUUUGUUCUGUUAUCAGCUAUGAUGUUAUUUAGAGUACAAUACAUAAAUUAUAAAAAGCCUGAAUUUGAAAACUGACAAUGUACUUUUUGCUUCUAAAAAAAAUAGUUAAAUCUUUUGUGCAGUAAAGGAGCAUUUCAAUUUGCAUAAAAGUGGUUUCAAGUGGAUUGGGAGAGCAAGCCUGCACUGUAAAUGGAGCACAGCUUUGCUUUUACGAAUUAGCGGAAAUUGUAUAUUGUUAUUUCUUAGUAUCUCAAAUUGGCUCUUGCAUUAGGCGGUAGCCUAAGUCUGCUGUUUUGUCCGUUCUGCCAUUGUUGAUUGUUGCAUUUGUGUUCCUUGCUCAGCUCUCCACCUCAACUUCUAAAAUGUAUCUGCGGAAACUUACUAUUGAUUUUCUUCUAAUUGUUUCAUGGAAGAGAGGGAUGGAUAAGCUAAAAAAAAAUAAAAAAAAUAAAAAAUCAUUGACUUGCUGGUCCAUCCAUAAGAUGGUCCUGGUUCAGUUUAAGGAAGACAUAUGUAGAUUUUUUUUGAACACAGUUCCUUACAUUGUUUUGGGGUUUACUGACUGAACUCUGAAUUAUAGUGAAUUGAAAGCCAAAUGGCAGAAUGUAGGCAAAUAGUUCAUCUGGAACAGCUACCCCAGAGGUAAGUAGGUUGGCGUUGGAUCACAGAUAUUUAUUUAAUGAAGGGGAUGAGAGCACCAGCAAGGGUUACACCAACCAAAAAAAGCGUUUUGUUACAGACUAAACCCUUUUGUAUUUUUUUUUUUUAAGAUUCUAAUAACCAGGUAUAUAGCAAUUGAUAUGUAAAGAUCAGUAGCUCCGUAACCAUUAUCAGCGUGUAGACUUGUAAAGUCAGUUCAGUAGUCAGAGGAAAGGACUUUUUAGAAUUGGUUUGGAGUAUAUGGUAGCUACUUGUGAUCAACACACAGUUUAAAAGGGCACGGAAUGAACUCGAGCUUAAAGCAACAUACACGCAUAAUGUGCAGCAUUAAGCAGCAUGGUAGUUUCCAAAAUAGUCUUAAAAACACUCAAAUGAAAGUACAGCGUGUUUCAUCCAAAGUAUCUAACAACCUACUGGAGAACCUUUGAUCGAUAUAGGAAAUAUCUCCUAAAAUAUCGGAUUAUAUAAUUACAUAGUGUAGAACUGUGUGACUAGGGACAAGAGGCAGGUGUGGUCUGGCUCUAUGUGUAAUUUAAAGAGGUGUACUCAGUGGGGAAAUGUUACCUCAUAUUAUUACAGUGUGUAUAGAAAAGAUAUGACGAGGGCUCUGCUCAGAUAUGAUUGGAUGUAACAGAUUGUAAUUCUCAUGCGGUGCAGUGUAAAUACCCACACUCCACUAAAAACACACAAUCACUUGUUCAGUAGUUAAACCCCCAAAGAAAACAUUUACAGAUUUUUUUAUUUUUUUUGCAUGGUUUCUUUAGGAAUAUAUAUAACUGCUUCGUAUAUAGAAUGUGAUGGCAGAUAAGGACCAUUCCGUCCAUCUAGUCUGCCCAAUAUUCUAAGGGGUACUUUCAUUAGUCUUUUAGCUAGGAUAGUCUGUAUCUGAUGUUGCAACCCUACCCAUGUUCCCUGGCCCAGCCUGUCAUGAACCUCACUAUUCCAAGCGUGCCCAUGACUUGGUUGUGGGGGUGAAAGAGUUAAAACAAAAAUUACUAUUUGUCUGCACAAGGCUGAAAAUUAUGAUAAAAAUGUGCUUUUAACACCACCCAUACUUAACUAUAGUAUCACAAGUUGCCAUCACCAAGGCAAUUGGUAAAUGGGGUGCCUCCGGUUCCCUCAAACAAAUUAGAUUAAAAAAAGACACAAGUAAAACAUCUAUGCAAUCAAAAAUACUAUUAAAUAUGUCUCCAGGUAACAUAAUUCUUUACCAAAGGCAGAACCAGGCUGGAUUAAAAUCGAAGAUUAACAAAAAUAAAAUUAUUCAGAUUAUUUUUAUUUUAAUCAGAGAUAUAUAAUUUGUAUCCGUUUUAAAAAAAACAAAAAAAAAACGAUUGGACAAGCACUGUCUCAGAUUCAUUUUCACUCAAACAUUAUCAAUAGCCGGUACCAGGGUUAGACCAUAAGUGUUGAAGUAGAGGAGUUAGCCGUGACAUGGCUAUCCAGCAAUCCUCCAUCUUUACUGCCAACUAUAAUAAACGGGGAGCCAUUGAAGAAGAUGAUUCAAAGAAACCUCCUCCAUAUCCUAUACCUUACAAUGGUACCUUAUUAUUCUAUAUACAUUUGAAAUGAAGCUGAAUUUAUCAGUUACAUUACACAUUCUGACUGAUGACAUGCUGAAUGUCUUAAUCCUUAAAACUCAAGAUUAUUGAAACGCAGAAAUAAAUAAGUUGAAAAGCUGGAAAAAAUAUUAAGAAGCAUAAUUUUUAAUGUUGAACUAAUGAUCCUUAUUUUAUUUCAAUUAGUGCUUUAGCUGUAUAUGAUCACAUACUUGAAACAAGUUAGCUUCUAACACUCAGUUUAAAGAGUGUGUCCUGUAAAAUCUAGAUAAAUGUAUAUGUGUAUAUAUAUAUAUAUAUGUAUAUAUAUAUAUAUAUAUGUAUGUAUAUAUAUAUGUAUGUAUAUGUGUGUGUGUGUGUUUUCUAUAUAGGUAUGUGUGUGUUUGGUAAUGCAUGGGAUUUUCACUUAAGCUUGUGCAGAGCAAUUUUUCUCCAUGCUGAAACCUCUCGUUACUUCUCUACAUUCUCUUGUAGGUUUUACAGCUGAACAGUUUCUUAAUGGCACAGCCACACAGCUGACAUACCAUGGGCUCAGUGAGCUGACUACAACCCUACAAGAAGGAGAGCUCUGUGUAUUCUUCAGGAACAAUCAUUUUAGUACCAUGACCAAAUAUAAGGUAGGAUAUCUCAUAUUGGUAAUGUAGUGGUUUUGGUGCAAAGAUCAUGUCCCUGCGUAAAUGCCAAUAUCUACAUUUGAGAAAACAUCUCUACUGGUUUCCUACACAUUUUCUGCGUCCUCACACCCGACAUGAUAAUGAUGAACGCUUUUUUUUUGUAAAUACUUUAUUUUUGAGUUUUCAUCAGUCUUUCAUGCUUGAGGGUUACAGAAAAGGAGAAGGGUUACAAUGUAUUACAAGAAGAUGAGGUUACAUUUUCAGAUUUUACAUUGUUAAAUUUGCAUACAUUCAUAUUUUCUUGCAUUCUGUUGUUGUUUGCUGUAGGCAUUCAUACGUUGCCAAUACUCAGGGUUUGGGAGUAACAAGGUGGGUAAAGGGAGUUGGGGGUGUCUUCCCCGAUUAAUGUAUCCACCAGCAUCCCUAUUCUUAAGUUCUUUGUUUUGGAUGCUAGUCCUGGUUUUUGUUGUGUUAAGCUCGUUAGUAUUUAAUGCCAGGUUCUUUAAAUGCUUGAGUAAGUGUGAUCUCAUUCUGUUCUUUACGUUAUGGUGUCUUAGUCAGCGAGGGCUGUGCUGUUACAUCUGGGUUCAGGGGUAUAGAACUUUGAGUCGGUGUGGGGGUUAUGGGUGUAGGGGGAGGGGUGUUCGCCCCCUUCAAGAAUGGGGGUUUCCAAUGUGUCUUUAGAUCGUUUUCUGGUGUUUGGUUGUGAUCGAAGUGUUUUCUGUGUUCGGAUCGGUUGUCGUUCUUGUGUUUAUGUCUAUGUGGGUAAUCCCGGGUAGAUGCUGAACGCUUUUAACUCCGCUGAUAGACACUCUUUGGGGUAACGGUAAAGCAUUUUUGUCAUGCAUGUGCUGUAGGUUGCCAAUGCUUCUCUUUAAGAAGCUUUGGAUUGGACCAAUAGCCAUGAGGAAUGAUCUCACCGCAGACAAAGCCACUGGUGUGAUAAAAUGGUGCUGGGAAAAGGGUGAGUUUAUUUUAUAUUUCUAAGCCCUGAAUCACAAUUUAUAAAAGAACUGUAAAGUUAUAAAUAUAUUUACAUUAGUUUUUUUUUAAUUGAUUUUUUUUUUUUUUACACAGUUACAGAAAAAUCAAAUUAAAGUAACACUGUAUUCACCUAGACCUCUUCAUCUUCUUGUUUUUUUUUUGUUUUUUUUUUGCUCAGCAUUUGAUUUCUGAUAGCCACUACAGCUGUUGUUUCCAAACCAAGGUAUGGCUACCAAGUCCAGGAUUUAGGGAUUACCCAGUUAUGUCAAGGUGUUUUUUUUUCCUUUCAGGCAAUCAUUAAAUCCUGGACUGGUAGGUGUGCAUUGAGAACUGGUUUGAAAACCACUGCACUAGAGGCUCAUAGCAGAACGUCAUUGGAGGAGCAUGGUGUUUGCCGCUCAUACCGAUCUCCAAUCCUAUGCCUCUGUAUGAAAAGCUUUAGAUUGCAGGAGGUUGCAGAGGAUGUGGGCGGUGCAGAGCAGGCAGCUGCAGUGAAGGAGUCUCGUUUGUUAACUUUUUUACAGCAAAGGGGGUGGACAGUGCUCACAGCAAUAGAAGGAAGUCUACAGUCAAGAAAAACAGAAUUGUUCUUUUCAGGACCAUAGAUUCCCUUUAUAUAGAUUAUAAUAAAUUAAAUAACUUAUUCCAGUUGUAUCGCUCACAAUAUGUUUAUCAGGGGGUAUAUUUUUUAGAGGGGAUUUGGUUGCACUUGCUCCAUCAAGCAGUCAGGCUUUUUAAGUUUAAAAAAUGAGUCUCAGAAAAAUUACAAAUAAAAUAAUACAAACAAGAACCUUGGUGAGUGAGCAAUAAUCAAGAAUUAAAAAAUAAAUAAAAGGACUGAAUAGAAUAGUCAAAUCUGAGUACUCAUACUUGUGCCAGUGGUAGCUACAUUCCCUCUCAUAACCCUUUCUUAUACUCAGUGAGAUACAUUCCAUCUAAUAACCCUCUCUUACAUGCAGCGAGCUACAUUCCCUCUCAUAACCCUCUCUUUUAUCCAGCGAGCUACAUUCCCUUUAAUAACCCUCUCUUAUAUCCAGCGAGCUACAUUCCCUCUCAUAACCCUCUCUUAUAUCCAGCGAGCUACAUUCCUUCUAAUAACCCUCUCUUAUAUUCAGUGAGAUACAUACAUUCCCUCUCAUAACCCUCUCUUAUAUCCAGCGAGCUACAUUCCCUCUCAUAACCCUCUCUUAUAUCCAGCGAGCUACAUUCCCUCUCAUAACCCUCUCUUAUAUCCAGCGAGCUACAUUCCCUCUCAUAACCCUCUCUUAUAUCCAGCGAGCUACAUUCCUUCUAAUAACCCUCUUAUAUUCAGUGAGAUACAUUCCCUCUAAUAACACUCUUAUAUUCAGUGAGAUACAUACAUUCCUUCUAAUAACCCUCUCUUAUAUUCAGUAAGUCAAAGUCAGACUUCCAACUGAAGUCGGUAAAGUAUCACUUCAGCAACUGAGCCGCUGCGCUUUAGGUGCUGAAUAAGCCUUAGUUCUUGUCAGACUUGCUGAAAUUGUUGUUAAAUAAGCAUGGUGCAGCAUCCUUUUAGUCCUCACGCCAUACCCACUGCAGCCCACUGUAGUGAUUAUGGUGCCAAUAGUCCAACUGUAAGAAGGCAAGCUAUUAUUCAGCAGUUUGGCAUUUACCUGGAUCUCCAAAUUCCUGUGGUCUGUAAGUCUUCUCUGAUAUAGCUAAAGGGGAUAAUGAAACCAUUAUUCCCAGCAGGCUGCUUUUAAAUGUUACCAUCAAUCACUCUUGGUAUGAGGAACUCACUUCAGCGGUAUCUAGGCCACCCUUGAGUUAUAAAUCCUUCAAGAUCCUUAAACUAUUUGUCUCUGCAUACCUGUGUGACCACUACAUAGCUUAGUGGUGAAAUCUCUUGUCUUUGUCUCUUUACUCCACACUCGUCACUCCUUCAAUCCCCAGCCUACAGUUGUUCCUCUCCCUCCAUCUAACCUCUUUUCUUGUAGUGGCUUUCUCCAUCUUGCUAUAAACAUUCUGCUGUAUGUGACUGCCCAGAAUUCAAGUGUUUGAGUGUGUGUGUGUUUGUUUUCUCCUAGCCCUACCUCCAAACACUGGUUAUGGGUCCUUGCUGCUGAAAUCUUGCUGAUUACACUGGUGGAAUCUCUGAGAAUACAGCUGUGCUGAGAUCCUUCGUAACAUGGAGGGCUCCUGUUAAAGUUAGUGGUUAGUCACUAGGCCCCACUAAUGGAAUUAAAUAAUGCUGGACAGGAUGGGGUGAUCUUUUGAUCUCCACAGUUUGCUUAACACGGCUUAGUGUUAGUUAAUUGCAUUUUCUGUUUUUGUAUCGGAUCCUGCAUGAUGUUGAUUACUGUAGGUUAGUCCAAAAUCUUACUGUAUUUAAAAGUUCCCAAUUUAGUGAAAGCUUCCUAGUAUUUGAUAUCAUUGUGUAUAAUAAUUUUGCGAUGCGCGUAGAAGCCAACUAUUGUGGCUGACUAUUCAGCUAGGUCAAGGAUUGCUGAGUCUUAAUGGAUAUUAAGACUGUGAAUUUAUUUAAGCUUGGUGGUUAUUAUUAUUGGUAUUUAUAUAGCACCAACUAAUUCCGCAGCGCUUUACAAUAUUGUGAAAGGGGUAUAUUUACAAUAAAUGAGACGAUUACACAGUGACACAGGAACAAUAGGUAGAUGAGGGCUAAUGAGAUAAGCAUUAUGCUGGUGCCACCAUUCUCAGAUGUUUGGGUAUUUUGCGAUUUUUACAGAUCCACCAUGUUUAGGUAUACAAAACCAGUGCACUUCUGCCUAUAGCAAGCCUAAGUGGCAACAAAACCGAAGUUGCUUUGGCUACAAUAAAAAACAAUUUUGUAUAACAAGGGGGACUGUGCAAGCAGGAUAUGACAUUAAUCAUUAGAAGUAUUGUGUUCUUUAUUUAAUUCUGCAAGGAAUUGAAUUGCUAUACCUUUAAGCCUUUUAAGUCUUCCUCCGUGUACCUGAGCCGUCUGAUAUAUUAAUCUAAUUUCUUCUAAAACUAGCUACUUUUCCCCAUUAUAUAUGACCUUGUAGAAGUGAAAAAACACCUGCAUGUCGCUACAUCUCCAAUGACAGCCACACACAGGGCCUCCAACCUAUCAGGCUUCCUGAUACACCAGUGGCCCAACUUGAGAGAAAAUAUAGCAAUUGUUCAAAUUCAGCUUCAUUAAUCUUUAUUUGAAAAUUUACAUUUAACGACUGGAGUCAGUGCUUUGCUCCCAAGGUAUAGGCUUUAGCUACAAUUGCAAUAAAGCAUCUGAUAUCAGCUGAGCCACAGAGAGUAGUAUUUUUAGUCCCAUUAAUACAGCUGGGAUUCCAGAAGCUGAAGUGGAAAUACUGAUAGCAGAAGUUAACACAUAAAGCAGAGCUUAAUUAUUUUGGAGGCAAAAAGAAGUCCCUUGCCUCUUUUUUUCAGGAUUCCCAUCAGUCAUAAAACGAAAUGUGGUAGUAAUCAAACUAGAAAGUCAUAUCGACAGUAUUCUGGCUGAAACAUAAGUGCUAGUAAUAUUCUCAAAAGAAAUGGUUAAAACCUAAUAUUAUAUGCUAAUCGGUGCAGAACACAAAGCUACCUUAAUAGAGAUGUGUGUACAUGUAUAUACAGUGUGUGUGUAUAUAAUAAAUUAGGUCAUUCUCUUCUUGCCAUCAUUCAACUAAAACAUGUCCGUUUUCGUUAUCCUAUUUUAUUAGUUUUAAUUUAUUUCAAUUGUUUAUAUUCAAAUAAUCUAGAGUUUUUGGCUUCCUAACAUGUGCUUUGUAUUUCUAAUGACCCAUAGUGUACUAUUCAGUAGCUUAGACUGAGCUGUGGCUUGAGGGAACAGCCGAAGUGAGAGAGAGAGACUAUCACAAUUACAAUUACUUUGUCACACCUUGUGACUGCCGUGCAUCGGCGGCAUUUCUUCCGUCUCAGUGUGACCCUUGCCUGAUUCUGUCUCAACGUGAGACAUCACAGUCACGCUGCAGGGCAGGGGAGGCGCAAGUCCAACAGUAUGCGGCGAUGCUGAUUGGCACAUAGUGCAAUAAAAAACGAACUCGCAAUUCUUUCAGAGAUUGUUGCUGGCCUAAGGGGCAGGUGCUUUGGGCCCCCUCUCUGUCGCAUUAAAGAAGGGCAUUUUUUUUACUUUAGGAAGCCCACUUCAUCAGUGGCCCACAGGGCCCACUUGCCAUCAGGCAAGCUGACAUCCUGGCCAGUCCACCACUGGUCAUGUGUGCUAGGGAAGGGAAAGUAGUCCUUGGAACACAAGUGCAAAUAUCUCUGGAUGUACAGCGUUUCUGCAGACUUCUACCACAAUGACUACUUUAAGAGCAGAAGUGGUCAUGGUGGUUGGAGUAACCCUUUAAAGGACCACUAUAGUGCCAUGAAACCAUACUCGUUUUCCUGGCUCUAUAGGGUCCUUGGGUCCCCCCCACCUUCAGGGCCCCCCUCCCGCCGGGCACUAGGGUGAGGAAGGGGUUAGUCCGUUACCUUUUUUCCACGUCGGGCUGCCUCAGUGCUGGGGACUCUCCUCCUCCUUUCCCUGUCAUUGGCUGAAUGCGCAUGCGCGGCAAGAGCCACACACGCAUUCAGCCAGUCCACAGGAAAGAAUUCUCAAUGAUUUCCUAUGGACGCUGGCGUCUUCUCACUGUGAAAAUCACAGUGAGAAGCGCGGAAGCGCCUCUAGCGGCUGUCAGUGAGAGCUCUAGCUCUUGACAAAGGCGCACGUCUGUGCCGAAAUGCGCAUUGAGCGUUACUUUUGAUUACUAUUAAUCUUACUGAGAGUUACUUUUGAUUACUACUAAUCUUACUUAGGAUCAUCAUCGAUUCUGCUAUAUCUAGCCUAUAUCUAGCCUGGUCUGGGGUUGGCCUAUACCACGUAGGGCUUACUAUUAAAUCAGCAUCUCGGGUUCGCUUAUACUAUUUAGGGCUAUCUAUAAAAGAGGUUCGUUUAUACCACUUAGGGCUUACUAUCAGAUUAAGUUGUUGCAAAUUCUUCACAAACACAUGCCGUUCGUUUGUUUUUUCUAGCACUUCGUUUCAUUCGUCUGUUUUGCCGCGUUUGACUACUCUUAUUCGAACAGUCAGUGCAUUCUUCUGUUUUCCUAUUCAUUCCAUUCGUCUAUUUAUCCCAUUGAAUUCGUCUCUUUUUUGCCGAACGUUCAGCUCUUUAACUUGAUGAAUUGACUGUAGUUUUGGCCACGAAUCUCGCGAAAUUGCCGGCGGCCAUUUUCUGACUUCCUGUCUCUCUGGCUUUGUGCGUGUUCUCUUCCUAUCAGCCAGUUUGGACCCUGGUGAGCUUCCAACUAUACCCUCCUAGGUUAUACUAGUUUGGGGUGAUUAACUCCCGCUAGUCUCCUCUACUCUGAUUUUUAGCUUUAUCCCAUACAAUUAUACUGUUUAUAUAAUUGUAUUCUUUUGUUGGGGAAUAUCUCACAGCACUACCAUGCCCAGAUCUAAAGUGCCUGCCAACCCCUCCUCCCCUAGGGAGAUGGACAUGCCCCAGGUUUUGGAUAAACCACCUUCCAAUUCUGAUUCCCCUUCUUCUCUUAUGGACCUUAUGCCCUGACUGAUGAGACCCAGUCCCUGGAGCUACAGCAUUCAGUCUCUGACGCCAUUAUGGCUGCUAUGGGCUCUAUGACCUCUGUCCUCUCCCAGACCAUAUCACAGGCCUUACUUGCAUGCCCUCUGGCCGCAGAAGGCUCGGGCACGCCAACACGCUUAGCGCGCUCGGAUACUGACCCUAUAGGGGAGGCACCAAAAAAGGCUUCUGCCAAAUCCAGGCACUCAAAUCCCCUUGCCUCCAGAACCAACACGACUGGUGUGACUGUAUCCACCCAUGACCGUGUGCCUAUGUCACACAAGAGAGCCUUUCCGUGCCAGGCAGAACGGGCGCAGCAGUGGAAAUGUGCUAGAGCACAAAAGGAGAGCGACUCAGAAAUCGGGUCUAGUGAGGAGGCUGACACUGAGUCUGUGGAUGACUCAGAGGAUGAAUUAUGUGGGCAGGAAUCUGACCCUUUUGGCCUUGCUCACUCCGUGAUGGUUGCGAGUGGCCCUAGGAGUGACUCCCCAGCUACUGCGGGCUUCACCCUCGUGGAUCCGUCUGGGGAACCCAUGUUUGACCCAGAUGCUCUCCAUCUUCAGAGGUCAGCGGAAUGGCUCCCGGCGGACCAUGUGGCAUGGUACCUUGAAAACUGGGUACGCCGCCCCCUCAGUAAGGUGGCACGUAAUAAACUUAGGGCUGAAUGCCCAAGACCAUUGGUACCUGGGAAAGUCUGUGAGACCCCUAUAGUGGACCCAAAGAUGACCCAAUUCCUCUCCAAAAUGGGUUGGAAUCCCCGCAAGGGUCUAGAUUCAGCACUUAAAUCGCCAAGAUAAACAUAUCGAUAUAUUCGGCCCUUUGGCCAAACUGUUUGACCUAGCUGAAAUCGUCAGAGCCGAGAAUCAGCAGGUUGACCCGGAGGAACUCCGUGGCUGGGUGCAGAGGGCUAUCUGCAUUGCGGGCAGCGUAAAUACUUCCCUGUCCAUUGAAAGGCGUAAAGCUAUUCUGUUUGUGAUUGAACCCAAACUGGCCAACCUCACCCUCACAGAGGCGGGCAAGGACGCCCAGGGCCUUUUAUUUGGGGGCUCCUUUAGUAAGGACCUGAGACACUUUGUGGGUGCCUUUACACCCCUAGAUAAGGCCCAAUCCUCCAUGAAGAGGGUGUUUCAGGGGCGGGUCUCUACCAGGGCCGGCAGAUUCAGGGGUCGUCUGUCCGGCCGUUCCAAUUACAAUGCCCGUGGAUCGGGACGAGGCACCUACACCCUACCAGGAGACAGACAUCAGUCUCCUUUCUUCCCCUCUCGCAGAAGACCAUGGCGUUCCAGAGGCUUUAGACGCCCUUAGGGUAAGCUUACAUCUACCUCAUGUUUCUUCCAAUAUGUGUGUAGGGGGCAGACUCCAUCAUUUUUCCCACACCUGGUCGGCCAUCACCUCAGAUGUCUGGGUUCUGACCACAGUUCAGGGGUUUCACUUCAUGUCACGUUCCCCUACCUCGCCCUAUUUUGCUUUCAACAGCCGACCGCGCCUUGAUAGAUGCGGAACUAACGGCCCUCCAUGCAAAAGGGGCGAUAGAGCUGGCCCCGGUGUCCUCCACAGGGGUGAUCAGCAACAUUUUCCUAGUAGAGAAGAAAGGCGGACAAAUGCACCCAGUUAUCAACCUGGGCUAUCGUCACUUCAAAAUGAAGGGCAUCCACCUCCUGCAAGACUUACUCCUUCGGGGAGACUGGAUGGCAAAGUUGGAUUUGAAGGAUGCCUACCUGAUGGUCCCAGUGGACGAGUCCUCCAGGGACCUUCACGUGCAUCCCCCUUCUGACUGUCGUCAGCCCCUUGGUGCUUAACGAAACUGAUGCGCCCCACCAUGGCUUGGCUGCGCAGUCGGGGAGUCGGGUUAAUCGUCUACUUGGACGACAUCCUUAUCAUGGCACAGGAUCGUUCAGUCCUUCGGAAACAUCUUCAAUGGACGAUGGACCUCCUCUCCCACCUGGGUUUUCUCCUCAACUGGGAAAAAUCCUGCCUAUCUCCUUUGCAACGCAUGGCAUUCCUAGGCUUCACGGUAGAUUCCGAAGUGGAGUCACUCAGCCUCCCUACGUCCAAGAUACGGACAAUCUACAAGGAACUGCGCCGCGCACCCAGCUAUCUCUGCGCCACCUGGCACGGAUCAUUGGCCUUCUGGCUGCAUCAAUACAAGCGGUGUUCCCAGCCCCACUCCACUACCGUGCCCUCCAGCGCCUGAAGAUCACACACCUUUGCAGCGGGGCGUCCUAUGUGGACAUGAUCUCCCGGGACUCGGAGACCAGGGACGAAUUGACCUGGUGGAUCCACAACCUCUCGGCUUGGAAUAGCAAGGCCAUCUUCGGUUCCCAACCAGAGUUUACGGUAGACUCAGACGCAAGUCUCCACGGCUGGGGUGCCCAUUGCAACGGGGUGACUACCGGGGGUGCUGGUCAGCAGACAAAUCCCGCCUCCACAUCAAUGCUCUGGAACUCCUGGCGGGUUCAUUCGUGAUCCGGAGUUUUGCGAACGGGACUGCCAGCGCAUGCAUCCGCCUGCACAUGGACAACAUUUCAGCGGGCCGCUAUGUCAACCACAUGGGUGGCACUCAAUUGGCAAUCGUGGCCCGCUUGGCGAAGGACUUCAGGGCCUCUUGCUUGGACUGGAACCUGGUGGUAUUCUCCGCUAUAUCCUCUAUAUGGGGACCUUUUGCCAUCGACUUCUUCGCGUCCAGGCUCAAUACCCAAUUGCCCUGGUUCUACAGCUGGCGCCCGGAUCCAACCGUGGAGGCAGUGGACGCCUUCCUACAAGACUGGACCGACUCACUCCUCUACACCUUCCCCCCGUUUGCCAUGAUCCCUCGGGUCCUGCUCCAAGUUUGCCGCCAAAUGGCCGACCUGCUCCUACUAACCCCAUUCUGGGGGACCCAAUCCUGGUUCCCACAACUCCUGGAACUGGCGAUAGACAUACCCAGGCUGCUGCCGUCUCUACCGAACCUCCUCCUGGACCUAUCGGGCUUCCAGCAUCCCUUCCUAGUGGACGGGUCAUUACUGCUGCUCGCGUGGAGGAUUUCAGGGGUCCCUGGGAAAUCCAAGGGGUUUCGGACGCAAUUCGAUGCCUUCUGGCUAACACAUGGGCUCCCGGGACUAGACAAUCAUAUGGGUCCGCUUGGAGAGUUUGGACUGGCUGGUGCCUGGCUCGGAACUUGGAUCCCGUUUCAGCACCUGUGACGGCGAUCCUUCUAUUCCUGACUUCAUUAUUUGAGGCUGGUCGGGCAUAUCGCACGAUUAAUUUGUACAGAUCGGCCAUCUCCUUGGCUCACCAAGGAUUUGACGGCUGCCCAGCAGGCCAACAUCCGUUAGUGUGCUGCUUACUUAGGGGCUCACGCCUGUCGCGCCCCCCUAGACCUCGUUACUCAACUACAUGGUAUCUUUCCUGUGUUUUGUCGCUGUUCUCCUCCUGGCCGCCUAAUGCGGAGCUCUCCUUACGAUAGCUGUCGGCCAAGUUGGUCUCCCUGUUCUGUCUCAUUUCAUGCAAACGGGUAUUGGAUGUUCGUGCCCUGGACUAUGAUGCUAGGUCUUUCACUCCGGACGGGGUGACGUUUAACAUCUCCAGACGCAGCAAGACCGCGAUUCCAUCGGUUUCUUAUCCGAGCUUCCCUGGCCUGCUUACGGGAAUAUGAACUUCGGACGAGCGCACAUCGUGCAACGUCAUCUCCCCAGCUCUUUCUCUCGCUUCGUCGCCCCUUUUCCCCUGUGUCCAGUAUUACAUUGGCUAGCUGGGUUAAAUGGGUUAUUUCUCUGGCCGGCGUGGAUACGUACAUCUUCGGUUCCCACUCAGCCCGAGGGGCAUCGGCCACGUCCAUGGUGAAUUCAGGUGCACGUCUGGAAGAUCUGAUGGGGCUGGCCGACUGGUCCCGCAAAUCCACUUUUCGUGAGUUUUACUUUCGACCUUUGCCUCACGUUUUUUCUUCGGUAAUUGAUCAGCUUUAAACUUGCAAUAUGAGCCUCCGUGUCUUGACAUAAAAUUACAUGAUUUUGCUAUUUCAUGACGAAAAGUCAUGAUUUUGUGAAGGACACGGAGGCGAGUAUUGUCCCACCCUUCUGUUAUUUCACUGAUUUACCCCACCCGGUUGUUUAUUCUCCUAAAGGUUUUCUAGGGUUGGUAGGUAUUCAUUAUGCGCUCUGGGUUUUUGUAUAGUUUCAGCCGUUUAUUAACCUGUUCAUGUUACAUGAUUAUCCAAUAUGCCUCUGUUGAAUUAUGCACACGAUGUUGCUUCUGCCUAGUUCUAAAUUUGUCUUGGCAUGCGCACUUUGGUUCAAGUACCGAUUUAACCGUUCAGUUCCUGUCUUUUGUGUUUUCACAGGUUGAUUCGAUGUUGAUCAAGGUGUCACGAACGCACCCUACUCCAAGAGUGCGCGUGACGUAGUUGUGGUGGUGAAAGGGUUAAAGUUCACUAUUUGUCUGCACUAGACCGGAAAUAAUGACAAAAUCCCCCCUUUAACACCACCCACACUUAAACAUAAUAAUAUAACUAUUACUAUUUUAACGCUGCCACCACCAAGACAAUUUAUAAAUGGGGUGCCUUGGUCCCCCAGGUAAAUCAAUAAUAAAACCCACCAAAUAUUACUUAGAACAAUAUUUAAGUUAUUGCAAAAAUACUAACUAGUCUCUUCAGGUAACGUGAUCCUUAACCAGACAAAGGCAAAACUUAAUAAAUGAAUGUUUAUUAUGAGCAAAAGAUAGUCACAGUGCAUAUAAAAAUAUAUGAUAAACAAAUUAUUUACACCAACAACAGAUAAAAACAAAAAGGAUAAAAUACAGAACUCACUUAGGUUUUCAAAGUACAACUUCUGUCCAGGGGGUCUCUGGCAAGGAAAGAUGAUGGUGACUCACUCAAAAUAAGAUCUUGGCCCCAAGCAAGUACACAAACACCCUUCAGGAUCAUUAGAUAUAUACCCUGUGGUUUAUCAAGUCUUGCCCAGGGGUGGAGUUAAGGCGUACCUACAGAAAUAAUAACUGACCACCUCCUUUGUUCCAGACCACUGUCAAUCCAAAUGGAAACAUUUGACUCUAUCUUCUUUUUUGUACCUGCCACAGAAAUAAUAAUUGCAUCUACAAAUUUGUUAUUAUUUUCCCAUUCCAUAGACAUGUUGCACGUCCCACCCACGAUCCAAUAGGACGGACAUCACAAUUCCUUUCCCUAGGGUCAAGUUAGGCCACUCAUGUUUGGACUUGGUUAGAAGAUGGCGCUUGUCACAUUCCAAAUAUAACAAAAAUGAGGCUUAAUUAUUAUUCUGUGGGGGUAAAUAUGAAUGUUUUUGUCCUUCCUUUGGAUAUGAUACUAGAACAAAGCUAAUGGCAUUUACAUAUCAAAGAGAUUUACUCAUCACUUACAAGGUACAUGCCAAAUGGAUGAAGAGACAUUCAGACUUUUUCCAAGUGUAGAACCUCACACCUUGCAGACUUCACAUCCAUAUAGUAAAAUCCUUUUCACAUUGCUAUGCCAUUCACACUACCCCUUCUGUCAUCUGACCUCUGUGGGGGUCCCAGCUUCAAAAGAUGUAACCCCUGUUGACCUCAGCAAUAGCAUCUCUGUAAUUUGUGCCAUUUACUUCACAAAUUACAUUAAAAGAUGAUAUUCCAUAGUGUAAUAAUAAAUUAUACACCCUUGCCGUGACACAAGGGUCUUCAUCACUUCUCUCUCGGCUUCACCAAGUGGCCAGGAAGUUUAUGGACAGUUCUGUGAUGGGCCCCUCACUGUUGGAAUCCUAUUUAUUGAUGGAUCGGUCCCAGUUUCAUUAUGGUUCCUGAUCGGAGUCCGGCUGGAUUUCGGGUCGCCUGUUCUAUUUGGUUUGGACUGUUUCAUUGUUCCUGUUUUGUGGUUUUUAUGUCGUAUCUCCAAAGAAAGAGGAAAUGUGUGGGGAGGUGCUGACUAUUAUACUGGGACUUGGUAUGGGUGUGGCCUAUCACUAUGGUUACCAUUUUUUUUUCUUACUGUUGUAUUCUUUGCUGCUAUUGGUGUACAGUAAAGAAAGGGUUAAGCAAUAUGAGCCUCCGUGUCUUGACAUAAAAUCAUGACGUUUCGUCAUGAAAUAGCAAAAUCAUGUAAUUAUUUUCUAUUUCUCAAGGCUGUAAAUGCAAGAGCAGAAAUGUUACUUCACAAUAACAUGCUGAAAGGACUCUAUACCAAACCCCUCUUUGGAUCUCUCAAAUCAUCACAUAACACAAUGUUCAAAUGGAAAUUAUAAAAAAUAAAGAAUUAAAUAACAAACUGAAGUGCUUCUCUAUAAUGGCUUUACAUUUGUAUCGCCCACAAAAAUGGCAUGUCUUGUUUCUUUAAACACCUUUGACUUCUGUAUAUUUUCAUUUAUUUCACUACAGUGACUGUAAGCAGAAUAGAUGCUAAGGAAACUGGAGUAUUCUAUUUAUUUUGUGUAAAAAGCCUGAGUAAUGCAUUUCUUGCUAAUUGGACUGUUAAGAAAUAUUUUAUUUUAAAGUGAAUCUGUUGUUGAAAUGUAAACUUUAUAUAAACCUUUUCCCUUUGCUGUAUAAUGACCAAAAAUUGUCAUUCUCUCACAUCAAAUUUCAUUACCGGUAUUCUGUAAGUACACUAACAUGCAGAAGCAAUAGAAUCUACGUUUCUAAUGGAGAAAAUUAGAAAAUGUGAUCUUUAAGAGAUAACUGCAACAAAAUGUGAUUGUAGCUUUUGUCAUGUGUGCACGCACCUAAAGUCUCCAUGGUUCAAUAAGAUGAAAGUAUGAAGAUAAUUGGAGAGAGUGGUUUUACUGUUCUGAAUUUUUAGAACCACUGUCAUUAUUCUGCCCCUCUUGUGUACCCGGUCUGUUUUAAUGGUGUUUCUCCUGGUGACAUGAAAAGGUAAAUUUACAUCUCCAAUACUUUAUGAAUUUCCUCAGGGUCUUCUGUACUUACUGGUAACAGACCAGGGAUUUCUAACAGAAGAAAAUAUUGUCUGGGAAAGCUUACAUAAUGUGGACGGGGAUGGGAACUUCUGUGAUUCUGAAUUCCACCUAAGACCCCCAUCUGACCCAGAAGCUGUAUACCAGGGUCAGCAAGACCAAAUUGAUCAGGUAAAUAAACCAUUAACCAUUUCACACUGGUGUUAUGAAUAGAGAAUUAAUAGGAAUUCAGACAAGGUGACAUAACUGAAAUAAAAAAUUUAUUUCCUGAUGGCUAUUUUUGUAUUGUCUUUAUUGUUUUAUUCAUUGUAAAACAGCCCGUGCUGCUUCCAAUUUAAUUAAAUUAUUGCUUUCCCUGUUGUAAAGGAUUAUAAUCGCCUGACUUGUAAAAUUUCUCUGAGACCUGUUCUUAUCCGUAGAAUUUCCCUGUUUUUGUAUUGGGGACUAAUAUAUGUCUCCCUAUGAUAUCUACUGAUCACUAUGAUACCAUAAGCAGAAUAUUGUAUAUGUAUAUUCUUUUAUGUGCCUUUUUGUGUGUUUAGCAAAUCAAUGUUAUUGAUUUGUUAAAUAAAGUACACAAUUUUAACUGCCUUUUGUUAUAUUCAUUGAUUUGUUCUCAUAUUUUGUAGGACAGACUUUCCGUUUUCUUUUCAUUAUUUACCCCAUUAGGGUUACCCCCUGGUCUGUCCCCCGUCCCCCCCCCCUUUUGGACAAUUUUUUGGCCAACUGUUCUUUAUUUAAUUAAGUGUUUAAUGUACACCAAAAUAUGUUUAGAUACGUUUUGAAUAAUUUGAUCUAUUUUCAUAAAUGUAAUUAACCACUACAUAAUUCUACAAAUCGACAUGCUGUAAAGUAAGAAUGUCUUUUAAAUAUUCUUGUUAAUUAAAAUGCAAAGUGGGUUAACAGAAGAAUAAGCUUUGAAAUCAAUAUUUGGUGUGACCACUCUUGCCUUAAAAAAAACAUCCAUUCCGCUUGGUCCACUUGCACAAGAUCAGCAAUUUUGUACAGAUAUAGUAAGGUGCAUGAUAAAACUCAUACCAGACAGGUGCUAGUGAUUAUCAAUAUAAUAUGUAGGCUGAAACAAAUUUGUGUAAAAACGAAACUGCUAUGUAGGAGGAAUAAAACUGGGUGAGGAACAGCCAAACUCUAACACGGUGAGGUUACUGAAGACCGUUAAAUGUCAAAAGCCAUACACCAUGGCAAGACUGAGCACAGCAACAGAAUACAAAUACUGUAUCUGCAAGGUCUCCCCGGGCACAAACUUCCAAGCAAACAUGGGUAUCCAGUUGUGCUCUUGAAGCUCUUCUGAAGAAGCACAAAGAAACCAGCCAUGCGGAGGACCAUAAAUGCAGAGGUCAGUAAAUGAAAAGUCGGUGCAUCAAAUGAAAGACGCAUCACUGCCCUUUGCAAUCAGAAAAUGUCUAUCCGUUCCACCACUUCAGAAUUGACAGAAACAAGUAAACCCAUCUGGAGGUAUGAUCCAACGAGUCCUGGAAGAGAUGUUUCCAGAACCCUAAUCUACACACCAUUGAGUGUUCCUGUGAUUACAUUAAGAGACAGCAGCAACUGAAGCUGCCUAAAUCCACAGAAAAAACUGUUAAUAGUUCUCCAAAAUCAUUUGGGACAGCCUACCUGCGGAGUUUCAUACAAAACUGUGUGCAAGUGUACCUAGAAGAAUUGAUGCUGUUUUUUUUUUUUUUUAAUUCUUUAUUUAUAACAAGAUCAGACACCACAGUAAGAUAUGCAACAUGAUGCAAAUGUGAACAAUAGCUCAGACAUAAGGCAACAUUAGUUAAGAGCGACUAUUUAUACAUGUCCAUAUAACCAUCUAAAACAUCGUAGCUAACAUAUGCUUGUUGAACAUGAGAGUCUGGUUACCGCGGCGUCCCACCGAUUUUUGAAUUAAGUAAUACAAAGACUCCUGACUGACUAUAAAACACAUGGUAGUAUUUCACGUUACCUAUCAUCAGUGAAUUGAUGCUGUUUUGAAGGCAGAGUGUUCACACCAAAUAUUGGUUUGACUUAAAUUUUCCUUUUGCUCACUCACUUUGCAUUUUGUUAAUUCUGUUUUUGAAAGCAUUUUUUCACACCCGCCUAAAACCUUUGCACAGUAAUGUAUAAAUCAGAAAACUUAACCUGUUGAUGUGACAAGACCAUAUUUGGACAAUUAGUUUAUCCUAUCUUAUGUAAAACUCAGUAGGCAAAUGUGUUGAAUGGUCCUGUGGUGUUGGAGUUGAUCCUGUUGUGCUUUGACUCACAAGCUCAUCUGAAACCAUUUGAAAAUCUGCGUAGCACAUUAUCUAUCACCACUGCUCAUGUCCAUAGCAUUCGUUUGAAAAGCUGGUCCUUUUAGUGCUAUAUUUUGAAGUGGUCUGGGCUUGUUCCAAGAGAAAUUUUGCUCCUCAACUUAGCAGCAUUUGUACUGACUAGCAAACUUAUGAAAUGGAACAGUAAAUGAAAAGUGCUCUUUAAAGGCUUCUCUUUCUCCCUUCCGCGACAUACUGAAAUAGAUAGCAAGAGGGUUAAAAGCAAAUAAUAAUAAAUAUGAAAUGUUUCUACGGGGCUCUCAAUGGGAGUUUAAUCUGCAUAGAAGACUUUUUAUUUAAUCAAACUGCUUUAACAUCCCAACAGGGCUCAUUAUGUUUUUCUUCCAACAAUCAAGUAGAAAAUUCCAUUAGAUUUUUUUUUUCCAUUAGCAUUAGAUCCUACUGAUGUUUGUGGUGAUUGAGUAUUGUUGUCACAGUAUUGCCAUGUCUUACGGCAAAGCUUAUGAAAUCGUUAUACAUUAUUUAUCAGCUCUGUGACAACUUCUGAUGGCUCCGGCCUCCUAUAAUUACGUGUUUUGUUUUUUUAUUUUCCAAAUGUGCAGCUUUGCACUGAUCUGCCAGCAUCUAUAAACAUGUAAUUUUCAAUUUUAUCUUUUCAUUCAAGCUGCACAAAGGCCGUGUUAUCAAACCCCCUUAGAUUUGUAACAGCCAUAGUAUUUAAUAGCUCUUUGGUCACUUCCACUGCUAAUCUGACCCAAGGGAAUAAGAGGAGGCAGCUACUUGUGAACAUUCUGAUUAGGCAUCACAGAAGGAAGGGGAGAAUCAAACAAAGUAAAUUAAUGAGGGCUAGAGAAGGAAAUUGGAGCUUUAAAAUAAUUUAUGAAAGCCAAGAGUUGUUCUGGAAGGACAGGUAGAGAGUGAAUGCAUUUGUAUAUCUGUCUUUGCAUGCCCCCCUUCCUUUUUCUCUUGCUUUCCCUGCAAGCCCCCUCAUUUCUUUUCUACCCCUGUCUCUGGUUGCCACCACAGGAGGCCUCUCCCUUUCCCAGUCUCUGGCUCCCGCCACAGGCACCUCCUCCCUUCAGGGCCAGAUUAAGAGCCCAGUGGACCCGGUGCUUACAAUUAUGAUGUGCCUAAUUAAAGAAUCUUAUCAACCAAAAACACUAAAACAGUCAUACCUCUCAAGCGUCAUGUAUCUGAUGGAGUUGGUGUUGGAGGGAAACUCAAAGGAUGCAGCUAUAAGAAAACACAUACUCUAUGUUAAUCUCUUUAUCUAAUUUAUGGUUUAAUCCUUCAAGUAAAUCCAUACCCCCUAACAGCAGUGUCCAGUGAAGCAGGGAGCCAAUGGGAGGGGUAAAAGAGUAGGCCAUUGAUGCGAAUCAUGUGACUAGAACUUCCAAAAGGGCAAACAUGCCCAAAAAUGGGGUAUGUCUGUCCAAAGAAUUGGAAGGCCAGCCUGGCAUCAGUGUCCCUAUGUAUCACAGUGUCAGUGCCCCCAUAUCGCCCAAUCCCCUAAUCUCCCAGUGUCUGUGUUCCCAUUUCUCCCAGUGUCCCCAUGUCUCAGUGUGUCCCGUGUCACGAGGAUACUAGGGGACACAGUGAGACAUGGGGACACUGAGACACUUGGGGUCAUUGGGAGACAUGGGGGCACUUACAGAUACAGACAUGGGGACACUGAGAGACAUGGAGACACUGGGAGACAUGGGGACACUAAGACAUUUGGGGACACUGGGAGAAAUGGGGUCACAGACACUAGGGACACAGAGACAUGGGGAUACAGAUAUUUUGGCAAACUAAGACACUAGGGACACUGAGAGACAUUGGAACACAGACACUGUGAGACAUGGGGACACUGAGACACUAGGGACACUGGCUGGGAGGCAUGGGGACACAGACACUUGGGGACACUAUGAGACAUGGGGCACUUGUGGACAUAGACAUGGGGACAUUGGGAGAUAUGGGGACACUGUGAGACAUGGGAACACAGACACUGGGAGACAUGGGGACACUGAGACACUAGGGACACUGGCUGGGAGACUUAGGGACACUGGGGGACAUGGGGACACUGAGACACUGCCUGGGAGACAUGUGGAAACUGCAAUACAUGGGGACACUGAGAGACAUGGUGACAUAGACACUGGAAGAUUAGGGGACACUGGGAGCCAUGGGGAUACUGGGAGACAUGGGGACACUAAGACAUUUGGGGACACUGGGAGAAAUGGGGUCACAGACACUAGGGACACAGACAUGGGGAUACAGAUAUUUGGGCAAACUAAGACACUAGGGACACUGAGAGACAUUGGAACACAAACACUGUGAGACAUGGGGACACUAGGAGACAUGGGGAUACUGAGACACUAGGGACACUGGCUGGGAGGCAUGGUGACACAGACACUUGGGGACACUGAGACAUGGAGCACUUGUGGACAUAAACAUGGGGACAUUGGGAGACAUGGGGACACUGUGAGACAUGGGGACACUAGGGACACAGAGACAUGGGGACACAGACACUGGGAGACAUGGGGACACUGAGACACUAGGGACACUGGCUAAGAGACAUAGGGACACUGGGGGACAUGGGGACACUGAGACACUGCCUGGGAGACAUGUGGACACUGCAAUACAUGGGGACACAGACAUUUGGGGACACUAGGGACACUGGCUGGGAAACAUGGGGACACUGAGUGUCUACCUAUGUCUCACAGCAUCCCCAUGUGUCCCCAUGUCUCACAGUGUCCCCAUGUGUCUCAGUGUACCCACAUCUCUCAGUGUCCCCAUGUCUCCAUGCUGCCUUUCCCCUCAUCCCUCGCUUCCCUGAGUUGUAGUCUGUCUCUGCAGGCUGGGAGCUGCCGUCUGAACUCUCUGUGCUGUGUAGCUGCUCCCCUGCGUACACCAUCAUGGCCAGGCAGCCUCAAAUAUCGUCUGUGCCUUAAAAUACUACUCAAGUGGCAAACCUAAGAGUAGUGAGGGAAAUUUUUUUUUUUUUUUUUAAAUGGGCCUAUUCCAUUGGCCUGGGCCUGGAGCUGCAGCUCCAUCAGCCCCUAUGUUAAUCCGGCCCUGCCUCCCUUAUCUCUGGCUCCCGCUGCAGACGCCCCCUUCCUUUCUCCUUUUUACUAUUUCUGGCUCCCGCCGCUGGUCCCCUCCCUCCCUCUCCCCUUCCAUUUAGUGUUAAAUUGUUCUUAAUGUUUGAAUGCUAACUUAGGCUUCCCAGAAGCCCAUCUCAUGUGUGCAGCUUAGGCUGUUGAGGAAGCAUUAGCCCUAGCGGUAAUGGGUAGCUAUGAUUGGCUCUGAAUAUCAGCUGAUCGAUUUCAGCCUGUCACAGUGCGCAUUGCUGGUGUGAAUUUGUAUGGCUAAAAGGAAGUAUGUAACCUGUGUCUUAGCCACAACUACAGUGGGGAUGAGAUGUGGAAAGCCAGGGACAGUCAUUCAGUGAUAUACUGAUUAAAAAUGGAAGGACAGUGACAGGGGACUUCAUGCACUAUAGCCAAUUCAAUGAGAUAAAAUGUAUUGUCCCUGAUCCCUUCAUGGCUCUAAUAUUACAUGUAGAGCAACUAAUUAUAUAACCACCCUUACAAUGUAUUACAAUAUAAUAACACAGGUAAGCUAGGUUCUAGGAGUCUGGUGGUGAAUGCAUGAAAGAUGCUUUGCCCUAAGUUGUUCAGGCUACCUGUCUGUCUCCUUCUACGUUAUGUUCAGUCACAAACUAGAAUUUUGAUUGGCGGUUGUAUGCAUUCCUCUGGUUCUGAAAGUAUCGCAGGCUUAUUUUUUUUUCUUUGGUAGAUUAGUAAUCAUUCAAACUGUUGGUGGUUUAUUUUGCAGAUGGGUUUUAUUUCAUAUAUUUGUUUAUUUCUAGGAUUAUCUGAUUGCUUUGUCACUUCAGCAAGAACAGCAGAAUCAAGAUAUUGACUGGGAACAGAUCCCAGAAGGUAUUAGUGACUUGGAGUUGGCCAAAAAACUUCAGGAAGAGGAAGAUCGUCGAGCAUCACAAUAUUAUCAGGAACAAGACCAAGUACCGUCUGCUGCACCCGAGCAGGUAUAUAUCUUCAGCCUGCAAUAAUCCAAAUGAUAUACCACAUUCAUGAUAUUUUUGCCCAAAAUUUAGUGAAAGUGCCAAAAUAUUUGUAAAACACAAAUUGAGACCCAGGAUCACAUGCAGUACAGAAAACCUCACAUUCAAUUUGUAGUCUGAAUUCUACUUAAAGUGUCCGUGUCCCUUUCCCACUGAAAAACAAAUAUUUGUUAAAGAUAAACUCUUUUAUGAAAUACUCAUUUUGACUGUUUCUGGGUUGAAAUCUCCAUAAAAUUCCAACACAAAGUAGGGGCUAGUUUUGUUGCGACAAGCAUUUACUCAGCUACUCACUCAGUUUGCCUGAAAGCAGACAUGUAUGAUGGCUUGCUAGCUGGCAGAUGUGAAUUAAUUUAACUUUACUGGAAAAUAUCUUCUGCUGUCUAAUAAAAGCUGGUAAAUGAUUAUUGGGUAUAUCUACAAUUGACUCUGAAUGUUAAUCCGCUUUAUUCAUUUAUUCUUUAAAGCCAGGCCAGCUGUCUCCUGCAGCUCAGAGUCCAUCCAGUGGCCGGCCCCCAGGGAGCAGUGAAAGGAAACGGAAAGAGCCGAGAGAAAAGGAGAAGGAAAAGAAUACUUGUGUCCUUUUAUAGACUUGGCAAGGUCAAUAAGUUUGAUAUUGCAGGAAACACGAAGGCAUAGACAAGGAAAAGGAGACAUCUGUUAAUAUGCCAUCUGUGCCUGAAGAAACCCCUGCUCGGUUUCCGUUUGGAAAGGGGGAAUUUGCUACAAACAGACUUGCUUCAGAUUCACCCACCACACUCUAACCUUCUGUAAUUUCAAACCCCUUGGUUCAUGCAUCAUAUUGUUAAUGUUAUAAGCUAACAAUCUAUGUAUUCCAGCUGUCAUUCAUAGUGCAGUUUUCAAGAUUUAACCUGAAUCAAUUACUUCAUAUUUUACUCUGAAACCAUCAAGAAAAACCACACAGUGUUUCGCCCCAAGAAGGCCUUCGGUAUGACUCAAGGGUUGGUGGGAUGGGGGAUGCAAAUAGUUCUGGGCUCAGUAAUCUUCUGGAUUUGCUGCAGCUGCUGUGUGCGCUUUACAUUUAGCACACCUGCCUAAAAUUACUCUUACCUGCAAGAUUUUAUGGCAUUUGAAGUAACAGAUCAGCCCAACUUUAUUCUUGUGGUGGUUAUAGUAAUUAGCUGUUUAGAGUGAACCAAGCUAAUAUUUACUCCAGAACAUUCACUGUGUCAUACGGGCGCUGUACCCAAAAUAUCAGGUUAAAAUUUUUUGUGACAAACAUUUUUUUAACCUAAUGGACCAGAAUGACUUUUUUUUUUGUCUGGUUUUGUAUAUAAUGUGCUACAUGUUGAAGAAAGAAGACCAAGGGGAGUUUUUUUUCUUUCAGAAGAAAGACUAACUCAAUAAAUGACUGUUACAUCUUGCACUACUCUGAUUGGUGGUGUGCAUGUCCCAUCAAGUGGUGAGAUUAACUGAAUGGUUUGAUCAAGUCUUGAAUUAUAACUACUCAUAGCUCAUCCUUAAGUUUUCACCAGCCCCCCCUAGCUUUGGCACCUGAAUUCAGGCUGCAAUUAAUGUUGGCUUUUUAAGUAAUAGUUCCUUAGCGUCCCUACAUUGGUUUUUAUACUAAAAUGGUUUUAGCCUGCUUAAAAGAUGCUGUGAUACCAUACUGGGAUAAAACAUUUGUUCCCUGUGUUGAACUAGAGUGACAAAGUAGGGCAAAGUGUGAUAUAGGCAGUGAACAAUGCAUUAUGUUCUGGUUAUAGGGGGCACGAUAAGCUCCAUAAAAGACCACAUACAUGUUGCUGUUAGACUGUACACUAUCCUUUAGUUUUGGGUCAAACCGGUUUGAACAGCUGUAUAAGCAAGUUCAGCAAUUAUUUCUUUGAGUCAUUUGUUGCUUUCAUGCCUUUUUGUAUAUUGUUACAUAUUUCAAUAAGAUGUUGAAAAAAAACUUAAAUGGAUCAGUUCAAAAAUAAACCUAGGUUCCAGGAAGUGCACACAAACCCUCCUUUGGUUCAGUCUGUAUAUAUAUAUUCAUAACAAUCUGUAUAUCUGAUACUUCUCACUGUGCAUUCAGUUAAACAUGAACCUUGGCAGCUAGAACAUACAGUCCCUUUUCUGACUUAGAUUUUAGCAUAUCACCAUCUUCAAGACUUGUGCACAAAGUCUUUUGCGCCAGUAUGAACAUCAAUUUCUUUUUAAACUAUGCCCCAAAUAAAAUCAGUCUAGUAUUUACUUGGAGUCUCAAGAUCAUUUGGAUUUAGAAAAAAAAAGGGAUUUGAUGAAACACCUGAGAUUCAUAUUAACUAGUACCUUUAUUUUCAUAUUGUAACUCCAGUUAGGGCAGGGUUUCUCAACACUCCUCAAGCUACCAGUCCAGGAUUCAGGAAUUACCCUGUUGUGUCUAAAAUGUUUGUUCCCCCCUAAAAACCCUGGACAGAUCAGGGGUCCUUGAUGACUGGGGUUGAGAACCCCUGAGUUAGGGGAAGGAACAACAAGUCCCCUGCUGCUCCCACAGGAAAUUUUAAUAAUGAACUCCAUGUUUUACUUUCAAGUAAAUGCCUGUUCCCAGCAAGAUCAGGAGUGAUCGAAACCUAGACUAGUGACCUCCCAGGCAAAAUAAUAAAUCCAAGAUACUGGUCUCCCUUAUGUAAUCUGAGUUUACCAUCAUGAAUGAGCAAGGCAAGUAAAAUCAUCCUCCAGUUUCACUGCAGUCUGGUACCAGUUAAACCACUGCGUUAGAUUCACAGGUUUAUGCAUGUUCGUGUGUUAAAGGACCAC
Molecule: messenger RNA, 73231 nt
Organism: Pelobates cultripes (western spadefoot toad)
Lineage: Eukaryota; Metazoa; Chordata; Amphibia; Anura; Pelobatidae
Source: the annotation of a GenBank genome assembly